This is a messenger RNA of Pelobates cultripes (western spadefoot toad), 49463 nucleotides long. The record is from the annotation of a GenBank genome assembly. NCBI's taxonomy places the organism in Eukaryota, Metazoa, Chordata, Amphibia, Anura, Pelobatidae.
CAUUUUUGCACAUGUGAGCUGUACGGAUGUAAGUAGUGGGAAUUAGAUGGUUCGAGUCGGUAUAAAGGAUAAUUUUAAUUAAUAAGGAGACAUGGGUAAUGGUAAAAUAUGUUUCAUUUGGUAUAUAUACAUAGUAGCAGGAAGUACCUCCUAUAUUUCCCUUUGUAAACCUUCAAACUAUAUUCCUGAAUGUGUCACAUGGCUUCAGAGCAAUAAGUAUCAUAGUGCUUGAUAAACUACGGAAAACGGAUCUAGAAAUUGAUACGUGCGGACGAUAUACGGUGGUCCUAAACUAUAUUUUAAUCUCCUAUAUGGUGAUCAGUAGGUCAAGGAGUGCUGAAACAGCCCAAUCCCUAAAUCAUACCUCCAGUCACACCCCAUUAGAUGUAAGUGUCACUCUUUGGCCAUUUGAAAUAUUGGCUCUUGUUUUUUUGAUACUGGGAAGCAAAUUUUGGUGAGAUUAAGGCAGUUGUAGGCAUAAAUCUACUGCUAAUCCUUAAUGGCUUUCUAACCCCACUGCACAUGGAUCUGUCUGCUUGCUGUACUUCUCUCAGCCCCAAAUUGUAACCCUAACCUCUUGUGUCAAAUUAUCUGCUUUUUCUCCCACCCAUUAAUUUAAGCCCAAUUUUCUAGUUUCUGGUCUUACAACAGUGGAGAAGGCAGGUUUGAGAAGCUGGGUGGGCAUAAACCUGAGAGGGUGCAAUAUCUCAAGCGUCUGGAUAAUUUUCAAGCAUAUGAAAGUUCAAUGUAAGGUUAUUUUUCUUAAUAUGCAAGCUGUAAAAUGCCCAGAUUUAGCAAAAAUUAAACACAAGUAAACCUGCUCUGCUUACAUCUCUAUUAAAGGACCACUAUAGUGCCAGGAAAACAUACUUGUUCUCCUGGCACUAUAGUGCCCUGAGGGUGCCCCCACCCUCAGGGACCCCCUCCCACCCGGCUCUGGGGAGAGGAAAGGGUUAAAACUUACCUUUUUUCCAGCGCCGGGAGCUCUUCUCCUCCUCUCCUCCCCUUCGGCUGAAUGCGCACGUGCGGAAAGAGCUGCGCACGCAUUCAGCCGGUCUCAUAGGAAAGCAUUUACAGUGCUUUCCUAUGGACGCUUGCGUCUUCUCACUGUGAUUUUCACAUUGAGAAUCACGCAAGCGUCUCUAGCGGCUGUCAAUGAGACAGCCACUAGAGGAUUUGGAGGCUGGAUUAACCCAUUUAUAAACAUAGCAGUUUCUCUGAAACUGUUAUGUUUCUAAAAAAAAAAAAAAAGGGUUACUCCUAGAGGGACCUGGCACCCAGACCACUUCAUUAAGCUGAAGUGGUCUGGGUGCCUAGAGUGGUCCUUUAAGCUUCCAUUUCUGAUUGGAAACAAGCAUUUGAAAUCUUCAUGCACAAGCGAUAUCUUAAACAAAUGCUACCUAGCAAUGAUGCUCUUUCUCCUCAAUGUUUUUUAAAGUAAUGAAAUGUACUAUGCAUAUUUAUGAUCAUUAUGUCUGCUGCUUUUUUGUUAUGGCCCCAAUGGUAAGUGGCCUUGAUGUGUUCCUCACUUCACAAUACAAUUGCUGCAUGCAAUCUAAACUAAAGCAUUGCAUAUUGUCAGUUUCUGUAACGUGCAAUUUGCAUGCAUCUUGAAGUUGUUAAAAUGUGUUUUUGUGGAAAUUCAUUGGCUUAGGGCAGGGGUGCCCAAAAUGUAGUUUCCUGGAUGUUGUAUAACUACAACUCCCAUGUUGAUUUGAAUGCAUUUAGAAUGGCAAAGUAUCAUGAUGGAAGCUGUAGUUUUACAUCUGCAUGGGUGGAAAACAGUAGAUCUCCCAGACGUUGUAGAACUGCAACUUUUAUGAUGCUUUGUCAUCCUAAACCAAGCAUAUGCAACCUUCGGCAUGCCAGAUGUUUUGGACUACACCUCCCAUGAUGCUUUGUCAGCAUUAUGUGUGUAAGAGCAUUAUGGGGAAUGUAGUCCACAACAUCUGGAGUGCUGAAGGUUGCCUAUCCCUGUUCUAAAUGCUGGCAAAGCAUCAUGGCAGUUGUAGGGACCUACCUUUUACGAGCCCUUUCAUAUCCAUGACUAAUUAUGGUUGAUUAAAUUGGCAUUACAGUAUUUGUGGGUUUAAUUUCCUUAUCAGUAACUUAAUUUCUUUUUCUCUAUUUCUGUCAUUAGGAAUUAAAGAAUACAAAUUAUGGAAGAAUUGUUUCAUGACCAAUCUCUCCUACGUGAUCAAGUGAAAAAGAAUUUAAAAUCACCCGUCAAUGGUAAGAGUAAGAGUAGAAGUAGUGCUUCUGAAACACCAAAACAAAAAUGGAAAAAUAAACAAAGAAGUGAUUUUGGGGAUCAAACAAAGGCUUUACGUGUACGUGACUCUAUGGUUGAUCCUACAGACCUUGAAAGAACGUUGGAUUCUUCAUGGAGGGAAGAGGGCACACACAGGGCAGAUAUGGAUUCUUUGUCAUGGUAGUUUACCCCAACUCGCAAGAUUUAGUCCAACAAUUGACAAUAUAGAGCAGAUACGUCUUACCGGACCUUAGAAUGGCUGGACUCGCCGUAGAGCAGAGAAAGACAGAGUUAGGACCGAGCCGAGGUCAAGAGAACAAAGAGACAGCGAAAACAAGAACUAGCCAAAGUCUGGUACACCGUAAUCAGUAAGCCGGCAAACAGGACAAAACAGGGAUAAAGAGAUAAACGGAGUCAGAUACAAAGCCAAGGUCAAGCAUGAAAAAUCACAACUGAACACAACAAGCGCUAAAGGGAACUGAAACAGAAACCACGAUAGGGCAGGGAGUUAAGGGAGAGGUAAGUAUAAAUACCCUAGCCUUUAAUUUGAUUGGCCCCUGUCAUAUCCACGCCCCCAAAAUGUGAGUGUAUGGGGAAUGUGAGAUGACAAUGGGAGACCGUUGUACAUUUCGGCUCCCACUGUCCCUUUAAGAGCGUGCCCUCUUAGAGCUAGGCGGGACAAGUGACCGCUUUCAUCUGAGCGAGUUGCGCGUGGCGGGAAUAGAGGACCUCGGCCGGCCCCCGGAUAAGGUAAGUACCGCUACAUUCUUCUAAUGCAGACCAGGAGAUCACAUCCACUUCUAUAGGUAAAAUUACAGACAUUCUCUUUCAAAAGAUUCAAGAUAUCACUGGAGUCUGCAGAUGGUCAGUUACAUUCUUUCUGUAUGUGCUAAUCUGCAAGUUAGUGGCAACGCUCUGACGGCCGCGGGACUCGCAAGAUUUACACAGGAGAGCUGAAGGGAGCUGCUUGGAAGGUAACAGCUUACUGAGCCCCCCAGGACCGCCUGGCUUGUAAUUGCGGUCCUGGUAUGUAUUAUCGGCAAUAUCAGUAUCUCUAUUGGCUGAUACCGAUAUUGCCGAAAAUAUCGAAUAUCGGCUGAUAAUAUCGGUAAAACCGAUAAUCGGUCGAUCCCUAGUACAAACCUACUGAUGUGCUGCAGAGAAAUUUAUUUCGGGUAAAGCCUGUAUUUGCCUCCAUUAGCUAUAGCCAGUAAGUCUUCUUUCAGUAGUGGGGAAAGUAAUGGAAACCAUGUUAAAGGAUAGGAUUGUUGAAAAUCUAAAAUCACAUGGAUUUCAAGAUCAGAGACAACAUAGGUUUACUUCAGGGAGAUCAUGUCAAAUUAAUCUUAUAGAUUAGUUUGACCCAUCCCUUCUUCUAGUGACACCCAUCAUGCCCUAUCUUUGGUUAAGUUAAUUUGUGACAGCACUGAAAAAUGGGCUGCAUUGUAGUGAGUAAACCAAUGCGGCCCUUAAAGGCCCUCUGACCCGUUAACUUAUGUAAUAAAGAUUUCUGACAUCUGCAUGGAUAUUGUUUUAAUUCCCAUGACAAAAUUGAGAACAACUACUUUCAGUCUCAGUGGAGUCUUAUUGACAGUGUUAUGGAAGAAAGUGACAAGAGCCAGGAAUUUAAAAGGUUACUCCAAGCACUAUGAUCACUUCAGUCAUUCAGUCAUUAUGCUUGGUGUAUGCAUGUACAUCAUUUAUUUUUAAAACUCUGCACUUAUAGCGUUAAAGCACUUUGCUGCCGGAGAUGUAACACCAAUGUUGUUUGGCUGCCUUGAAUUAGAUUUUUGCUAAAGAUUUGGCAAAUUAUAUCAUAAUGCAGUUAAGGCUAGCAUAACUGGGACGAACAUUGCAAAUCAGGAGGAAAAACAGAAAUAUUAUUUAAUGUAUCCAUCUCUUUGUAUGAUUUGACAGUGUGUUGACUCACAGGUGCAAAAGAUAGAGCCUCUAACCACGACUUACAUGGAGCUACAUGGAGGCACCCAGUUGUAGGAUAAACAGCAGUGGAUUUCUACAAUGAACUGUAUUUUUUACACUUCACAAAGUAAACCUAAUAUUAGGUUUUAUAUAUUUUGAUGGCUAAGCCAGCGCUGCCAGGGUUCAAAAAGUUGACAUUUACCUUCAGCCCUCGCUGCGCUGGUCUCCUCCGUGUAGACUGCCUGUUUAUCUGAGAUCAUCAAUGUUGGCGGCUAGUGCGCAUGUGAAGCAAAAAUGCUCUAGUGGCUGCACAUCAGACAGCCACUGGAGGCUCUUCUCUUUCAAUUGUUGAAGGUGUUCACAUUUAAAUGUCAUGAUGACGCCAAACACAAUUGAAUCUCCUCCAUAGAGAAGCAUUAUAAAGUGAUGACAGAAGGGCCCUCAAUGCUUUUCUAUGGAGAAACAGUGGAUUGGCCAGAGUUCAUCUUACUGGAUGGAUAAGAACUUCUAAAGUAAACACACUGCUGUAAGAUCUGAUUAAAAAUGAAAAAAAAAAAUGUAAUUGAGGCUGCAUGAGUCACAGCCAGGGAAGGUGUGUCUAGUGCUGCAUGAACAGAAACAAAAAUUAUUUAAUUCCUAACUGGCAGACAAUUGAACAGUGAGACUGUAGGGGCUUGAUAUAUACAACAAAUCACACAGAGUAGCACUUUAAAUAUAGUUGUUGAUGCUUGUAUAUAGUGUUGUGGAUAGUUGUUUUGUGAUAUAUUUUUAUAUUUUCAGUGUUCCGUUAUUAUUAAGAUGGAAAAAAGGUGACUUUUUUUGGUUUCUUGUUAGGGGACUCCACUUACUCUGUAAAGAAAAAAAAGAAGAAAAAGAAACGCCACGCAGAAGACAUGGAGAAUUACAGCUUUGUAGCUUCCGACGUCAAUGAAAAUAUACAUGAUUGGCCACAUGAGAGCACGGCGCAAAACCUGGAAACCACCCAUGAUGAGUCUCAGGUGACACAGAGUGCCAAAAAACGCAAGAAAAUAAAACAUCCUGAGUCAUCUACCACUGAUUUUAUUGAACCGGAGGAGUCAGAGAACACAGCUGGUAAUGAACAAGAUUCUUCUACUACAAAUGAUCAUCAACGUGCUAAGCUAGACCUUCCAGAUGAUGCUGCCCUCAGGUGAGGAAUAUGUAAUUGGUUGUUUUCAAACCUGGUUGAUUCAGUUCUGUUCGAAGUUAAAGAUGAUCUGUGCAGAUUUAUACGUCACUAUGGAUUGUUAUGUUGUAGCACCAUUAGCGCUGUGCACUAUUUGGGUGCACAUUGGAUAUUCUAUUCCAGAGCAAGCCCUUUAACCCUAUAUUUUAAAGGAACACUAUGCAGCAUUACUGCUUUAACUCACUGUAGUGAUUUGGAUGUCUAAAGUCCCUGCACAGUCUCCUGGUUUAAUGUCAAACAAUUUAAGAUUGGUUUACGAUAACUGAUGCUCUUCCCGGCAUUCUACUCAGACACCUCAGUAUUCACUGAUGCUGGGCUAACCUCCCCCCCUCCCUCUCGGCCUGCAAGUGUCAGAUAUUUUGGAAGAAAUUGACAAUGAUAAUGCAGAUGUGUUCAUUCAAUAUUAUAAAUUUGUCCAAUAUGGGCGCAGGGAAGAUCUUCGGCUUGUAUCCUACCUUUCCUAAACAGUGUUUAUUAUUAAACUUGGGGACAGCACCAGGGCAUUUUAGGCACGCUAACCACGAGAACAAGCUAGUAACAGGUUGCAUUUUUUUCUUUCUUAAAGGGACGCUGUAGGCAUUAUAACCAUUUCAUCUCAUUGAAUUGGUUUUAGUGCCCGGAGUUCCCUGGCACUGUCCCUUCAUUCAGUGUUAAAUUGUUUUUAAGCACUUUAACACUAAAUGAGGUUCCUUGGCCCACCCAUAGUCAAGUGGCCCCUGCUGGAGGUGUGGCUAAGGUAGAAAUUACACACUUCUAUGUUCGUUCUAUGUUUCUAUCAGGAAGUAUUACUUUACUGAGAGGGUAGUGGAUGCAUGGAAUAGCCUUCCAGCUGAAGUGGUAGAGGUUAACACAGUAAAGGAGUUUAAGCAUGCGUGGGAUAGGCAUAAGGCUAUCCUAACUAUAAAAUAAGGCCAGGGACUAGUGAAAGUAUUUAGAAAAUUGGACAGACUAGAUGGGCCGAAUGGUUCUUAUCUGCCGUCACGUUCUAUGUUUCUACUUCCUUGUAGCCAUACUAAUACGUACCAGCGAUGGUGGCUGUGAUAGGCUGGAAGUAGUCGGCUCUCAACAAAUCACUGUCGCCCAUUGUUGCUCCGGUUAAUGCUAAUGCUUCUUGCCAGUCGGCAGUAAAACAGACUUUUUUAGUCUUGCAGAAGCAUCCCAUCUUACUCUUGAUACAGCUGCCUGACAGCUCAUCUGUCUUCAAUUUGUAGCCCAGCCAACCAGUUGCAAAUAUUGCUGGCAAUCAUUGCUAGUGCAGAGAGAUUACAGAUUUAAAAUGUACAUGGAGUUAAAGAAACAUUAGUCUGUCUGCCUACCGAUCUCUCAAAGGAGAGCGCUCACAGGUCUUUUUCUUGAAAUUUUUCGCUACUUUAUUUGAUGCAGAUAGGUGCAAUUUACUGCCAGAUCAAUGUUUAAAUCCUCAUUCGAGACGAUUAUGAAGAUAACCAUAUUGUGCACAGCAGUGUUUAAAUAGGAUGCCGAAACGAAAGCUAGGGUGGGACAACUGGUGACUGAAAUUGAGGGUGAGAUUGCAAGUGGAAGAGGGACUGAGAACGUGAGGGCAGGAUGUUGGGCAGUUUUGUUCGAAAUGUUAACUUAUGUUUCUGAAACUGUAAAAUGUAACCAGCAGGGUUUUUAUUUGCAAGUCUACUGGGACAACAUCUAUACCCCAAAAUAACUUUCUUUAUAAAGAGCAAUUCUGGGGAAAGAGCUUAAAAAUUGAGUGUUUACUAUGGAAACCAAUGAAGAGCUUUGUUGGUUACUUUUAUUGUAGUUCUAUUCAGCAAUACUACAAUCACUAAACUUAAUGCAAUUCCCUCCCCCCAAUUCCAGAGAAUACCUUAAAGAUCCUGUCUCUGUAAAGAAGAAGAAGAAACGCCGUGCGGAUGUGGAGAAUAGCGGCUUUGUUCACAGCCACAAUGGUGACCAUGUUAAUGAAACCAUACAUGAUGGGAGUAUGGCACUAAACUCGGAAGCAGACUCUCAGGUGACACAGAGUGCCAAAAAACACAAGAAAAAGAGAGUUUGUACAUCGGAGGAUAUGGAGAAUACCCACAUUGGUAAUGAAACCAUACAUGAUUGGCCAGGUGGGAGCCCAUUAGUGUUGAAUGCCUGUGAGAUAAGUUUAACUGUGUUGUGCGAGAAUUUUUAACUUAAGGUGGCAAAAAGAGGCGAAGGCCAUAAGUGGUGAAACCUCAAACCAGCUAUCUAAGUGAUGGUCCGACAAGAAACGUAUUGUAUAAGUGGAAAACCCUGGAGCAAGCAUGUUGAGUGCUGGUGGACAAGGCCAGUUUUGUCAGAGCCCGGCUAUGUUGGCGAGGUUCAUGUAAUCCAUGACCUUGACCAUAAAUGACCCCGCCGUGGCAGCUGCACUCCAACCGACACCAUCAGCACUGCAGACCCCACUUCCAACGAUGCAGCUGCGCCGGGGUCUCGCUGUCUCCACCCACCCUGGACCCAAGGCCAGGAUCCAGCUUCCAGUCGGUGAACUUCUCUUUCCCCAGAGAGUAGGAACAGGAACAAGCUCUUAGCAGAGCUUAGUGAUCAUACCCUGGGGAGUAUAGUGAUUAUAGCAAUCCCCAGAGUGUAGUUCUCCCAUUCCGCAAACAUGAGCCAAGGCUUCAAGAAAGGUACAAGAUGAUCUGGUUUUAAUGACCACAUACUGGCUUUUAUGCAAGUCCCCAUGCAAGGGGACAUCCCACAGGGUGGGACACAGUACAACCAAUCGUUUACAGGAAAACCGUAAAUCACACCCAGCACCAACAUACAAUCCCUCCCCUCUGCCUGUGAUAUAAUUACUGAACACAAUGGGUUAAUGUAAUUUAUCACAGGCAGGAAAAAUACACUUUUUACACAUACUGUAAUUUUAAAAAUAUGCAUCAUAUUCACAUAAAACAUACAUAUUCAGAAUCAGCAUAUCAGCACCAAAAAUCAUGCAAAUCCUUCCAUUAGUUCAAAAGUUAGUCAGAAGUCCUUUGUGACCAAAUGAAGCAUGGCGUUUCUGCCCAAAACCAGUUCCUCAGUCUUCUAUCCUGGAGAUAAUUGGGAAGUAAUCCAAUUAUUUCCAAGGACAGAGGCAAAACUCCAUUGAACACAUGGCAGCAAAAGACAAUAAAAUACAUAAAACUAUAUAACUGUGCAGCCAUUGCAUAAAACAGGUACAUUCAACAUAUCCCAGAUAGCUCAGAUCUGAGCGCACAUUAUUACUGAAUGGCGUUCAGAUCACACACAUACAGUUCAAUUGCCAUGGAGCCAAAGUCUUUCCCAUAGUCUUUCAUUAUACGAAUGGGCUCCAUGGCAUUGCUAUCUGGGGUAUCACCACUCAAACAGGGCAAGCACCGAAUGACCCGGCUUUUGUGUCUUUGCAGGGGAAAAUCCAGCGUUUCAACAUGGGGCCAUAGUCUAAAGGCAAGAGGCUGGCAAGUAGUCCUCUCCAGGCACAAGUGGCGAGGUUAAUUUCGCCACAGUAGGGAUUGUAGUUCCAUGCGGUUGCAAGUACCAAGCAGGAGGUGGUAAUUGGCGUUGUUGCGACUGUUCCUAUUUCUCACGAACAUCUUGUGUUCAACAAAUAUAUUGAAGAUUGUGGGCUGCUCUUGACCCGAAAGUUAAGCGGGAGAAGAAAUAUAUAACUGCUGCCGAUAAAUGCCCUGUAAGUGCCAGUGUAGGGUGGAUGGGGGCAGUCUGACAUACGUUUGUGAUUUCAGUUUUACUUAACCAGGCUUCCCCGCUUGAGUGAUAGCUGUAAUGGUAUGAACAAUGGUGGCAUACUGUAGUGAAAACUCCUUGGAGGGUAUGAGGGAGUUGAGACUUGGGGUAGCCGAGGCGUGAGGUGCAGAUAAGUCUAUGAUCAGUUACAGUGUGAGGAAAGAUUCCCUGUGACAAUCCCAAUGGGACUGCACCACGCUGUAAAUGGUGUAGAUCGGAGAGGCCCAGGUAGAAAUCUUUCUGCCAUUUCUUGGGCCAUGAGUGUAAUUCCAGCUGUUGGAUGCUGCUGUGAUGACUGCAAGUUAGGGCAUUCUAGAUUCCCCCAAAAGUAUAUGGCAAUACCUGUACGGAAGGCCUUUAAAAUUCGGAUAUUAGGAAAUCAACUAAAUGUCUGGAAGGGUGAUGAGUUAGAAAGUACUGGAAAUGCAUAAUGUUUAGAGACGUGAAGUAAGGUUCAGGGUACAUUUAUUGGGACACAUGGUUUUGCAUGUGCCCUGACUUAUUGAGAACAUAUCUGCAACAGUCUGCAUGCACGGAAACUACAUGUACCAACAUGGAAAUUGUUUCAAAUCUGGGAUUUGCCAAAGAGAAUGAGAUGACCCAAUUUGUCUCUGGUAGUUCUCUACGUACUUCCAGAGGUGCUAGAGCCUGGAGCCUGAAACGUGAUCGUCCGCUGUGUUGGGACAAAAUUGUCGUGUGAGACUAGCAACAUCUUCUCCAAGUGAAAGCGUGUUGACUCUAGCUGAAGUGUUAGGUAGAGAGAAAUCCUUACCACCUGCUUGAUACAUACUAAAAAACAUGUAGAUAGCCAUUAUUAUAUGAACCCACAGUGUGCUAGUACUGGCUUGCUAGCUAAAGCCGCAUGGCGAAACAUUCCUUUGUUUAGUGACAUGUGAAGCCCUGCUAGUUGCCAAGUGGCUUGAGCGGCUCUAUCUAUGCAAUGGCGCGAGGGGAUUUUGUGGCCACCAAAUGUAGUGGCAGGAUGUUGGCCUCUCGGUGACUGUAACCAGAAAAAAGGGGAAGAGAGUGACAGGUGAGGCCCUCUCUAUAUACCAUGCGAGGUGGCUAGCUCACGAGUGUUUGCCUCCGAGCGUUGAGGCGGGAUGUUGGCCUCGCGGGACCACUAUACGACAGGCGUAUAUGUAAAGAAAGGAGAAUACCUAUUGGAAACCUAUAGUCCCUAAUUGCCAGUACGCUAAGGAUAUACCCAGGGGGAAACAGAAAAUUUAUGUUUAUACCACAUGAGGUGUAUGUACCUGGUAGUAUGAUUAGAUACCCUUACUGGUUGUAAGGGUUAUUAAUACCUGUAUCCCGGACUGGUAAAACAAUGUACGAAAAUUGAAUAUAGACAUUUAAAAGCGUAUACCCAUAUGUGUGUUAUGCAAGUUUAAUAGAGCAAAGUGCUCCGUCCCAAUGUUUAUUGUAUGCUUGUAAUGCCCCUGUUUGAAGGAAAUUAACUUGUCGGGAGUGUUAUAUCAUGUGUGAUAUGGAAUACUUCUGUACCCCGAAACAUGAGUGUAGUGAACCAUGACUGGCAGCUGAAUAACCUAAUAUGUGAAAAUACGUAAUUGGAAGGACUUAUAUUUUAAGCGUGCAAACAUGCCAAUAUUCCGUAUUAGACUCUGGAAUCCUGCAUAGUGCUUUAAAUAGUAUGUGCAUUCUUGGGUAAAUGUAUGCGUAUUGUCGUAAAUGUAACUACAUGCCUAUGUAGGCAGGUAUGCAGGAAUGAUUAUAUCAUAGCAAGCACGAGUUGUAAGGAAGUGUUAUUGUGUAAUUAUAGUGGGAAUGUUAUGAGGGGAAUAACCAUAUGUCUGAAAAGCCUGUAGUAUACCGUUUGACAGAUAGGAGUCAGUAUAAAAGCAAAAAUGCUGUAGUUAGUUUGUUUGCUUAUGAAGUGAAAUAAAGUCUGAGAAGCCGAUUGACCGGUAGGGGUCAGCAUGUAGGCAAAAAUGCCGUGGUUUGUUGGUUUGUACAUGAAACGCAAUAAUGUCUGAGAAGUCUGUAGUACACUGAAUGACCGGUAGGGGUCAGUGUCUAGGUGAAAAUGCAGUGGUUCAUUGGUUUGUACAUGAAAUGCAAUAAUAUCUGAGAAGCUUGUAGUACACUGAAUGACCGGUAGGGGUCAGUGUGUAGGCAAAAAUGCAGUGGUUUGUUGGUUUGUACAUGAAAUGCAAUAAUAUCUGAGAAUCUUGUAGUACACUGAAUGACCGAUAGGGGUCAGUGUGUAGGCGCAAAUGCAGUGGUUUGUUGAUUUGUACAUGAAAUGCGAUAAUGUCUAAGAAGCCUGUAGUACACCAAAAGACCGGUAGGGGUCAGUGUGUAGGCGAAAGAUUGUAUUUCAUUUGUAGUUUUAACCAAACAGAUUUUAAACAACAGAUUUUACAUGAACAGCUAGGUGAGUAUAAGGUAACGAAAUAACUGUGCAAAACGAAAGGAAACCGUAAAGUGAGAACCCGUGCUGUGCUGAACGCCGUGGGAACUAAUCCUGGCGCGACAGGUGGGUCAACUUACGGUUUGAGAGUCCCUGAGACACCAAAUGCGAUGCUGACCGGAGAGAAAGCCACUGGAUUAACGGAAAGCCCUGCUGCUGGAUUCCUGGACACAGCUGGGAGUAGGAGACCUCAUGGAGCAGAGGUGAAACCAAAAUGGCAUCUUGUAUGACCUGGAAGUGGAUCUCAUGCAAAUGCUGACCCUGAACAGUCUAUUUGUCUGACCAACAAAGGUAAAUAGGGAAAGGGGGGAGUCCCUUUUAUAGGUCUAUAGCCCCUCCCACAACUUCAGGCCAUGCCUUCCAAUAUAUAUAUAUUGCUGUAAUAAAGCAGAUACCUAGUUAUUUUAGUGAAUAACCCUGUAAGUAUCAUUACAAGCCACACGCGAGUGUGCUUUCUUUUGAAUAAUAUAUAUAUAUAUAUAUAUAUAUAUAUUAUUCAAAAGAAAGCACACUCGCGUGUGGCUUGUAAUGAUACUUACAGGGUUAUUCACUAAAAUAACUAGGUAUCUGCUUUAUUACACCAAUACAAAAUAAAUAAAUCUAUACACUCUCCACAUAUAGCCCAACCCUAUGCGUUUCACCCAUAACAAAUUCGGCCUUCCUCCGGGGUAAUAAUCGCCCAGUCUCCCGUGUGGUAUGAUUCCUUGUUGUCUGGCGUUAGUUUGUUACUCUAUGAGUGUUUCUUUUUCUGAAGAUCUUUUUUGUAUUUGUAUUGUUGAGGACUGGGAGGAGUCCUAUCUUUUUUCUACAGUUUAAAAGGAUAGCGUAUAGGUAAAUAAUAUUUUACCUUUACACUGUGUGUCUUUCCACUGAACUACAAGGAUGAUCAAUCUAUAUUGGACUUUAAUUAACAUGACUGUUUUUUUGUUAUUUUACACUUGGACAGUAUAUUUACUCUUCUAUAAUAAAUGUGUGAUAUCAAUAGCUCUGAUAAUGCAGAUCUUUGAUUUCACACGUAGAACUGUUUUUAGUGUUCUGUCUGUCUUGAAACUUAAACAAGUUAGUUUAAAAAAAAAAAAAUUUUUUUUUUUUUUAGGGGACUCCACGUACUCUGAAGAUCCUUCCUGUGUAAAGAAAAAAAAGAAGAAAAAGAAACGCCACGCAGAAGACAUGGAGAAUUACAGCUUUGUAGCUUCCGACGUCAAUGAAAACAUACAUGAUUGGCCACAUGAGAGCACGGCGCAAAACCUGGAAACCACCCAUGAUGAGUCUCAGGUGACACAGAGUGCCAAAAAACGCAAGAAAAAAAAACGUCCUGAGUCCUCUACCACUGAUUUUAUUGAACCGGAGGAGUCAGAGAACACAGCUGGUAAUGAACAAGAUUCUUCUACUACAAAUAAUCAUCAACGUGCUAAGCUAGACCUUCCAGAUGAUGCUGCCCUCAGGUGAGGAAUAUGUAAUUGGUUGUUUUGAAACCUGGUUGAUUCAGUUCUGUUCGAAGUUAAAGAUGAUCUGUGCAGAUUUAUACGUCACUAUGGAUUGUUAUGUUGUAGCACCAUUAGUGCUGUGCACUAUUUUGAUGCACAUUGGAUAUUCUAUUCCAGAGCAAGCCUUUUAACCCUAUAUUUUAAAGGAACACUAUGCAGCAUUACUGCUAUAACUCACUGUAGUGAUUUGGAUGUCUAAAGUCCCUGCACAGUCUCCUGGUUUAAUGUCAAACAAUUUAAGAUUGGUUUACGAUAACUGAUGCUCUUCCCGGCGUUCUACUCAGACACCUCAGUAUUCACUGAUGCUGGGCUAACCUACCCCCCUCCCUCUCGGCCUGCAAGUGUCAGAUAUUUUGGAAGAAAUUGACAAUGAUAAUGCAGAUGUGUUCAUUCAAUAUUAUAAAUGUGACCAAUAUGGCCGCAGGGAAGAUCUUCAGCUUGUAUCCUACCUUUCCUAAACAGUGUUUAUUAUUAAACUUGGGGACAGCACCAGGGCAUUUUAGGCACGCUAACCACGAGAACAAGCUAGUAACAGGUUGAAUUUUUUUUCUUUCUUAAAGGGACGCUGUAGGCAUUAUAACCAUUUCAUCUCAUUGAAUUGGUUUUAGUGCCCGGAGUUCCCUGGUACUGUCCCUUCAUUUAGUGUUAAAUUGUUUUUAAGCACUUUAACACUAAAGAGGUUCCUUGGCCCACCCAUAGUCAAGUGGCCCCUGCUGGAGGUGUGGCUAAAGUAGAAAUUACACACUUCUAUGUUCGUUCUAUGUUUCUAUCAGGAAGUAUUACUUUACUGAGAGGUUAGUGGAUGCAUGGAAUAGCCUUCCAGCUGAAGUGGUAGAGGUUAACACAGUAAAGGAGUUUAAGCAUGCGUGGGAUAGGCAUAAGGCUAUCCUAACUAUAAGAUAAGGCCAGGGACUAAUGAAAGUAUUUAGAAAAUUGGGCAGACUAAAUGGGUCACAUGGUUCUUAUCUGCCGUCACAUUCUAUGUUUCUACUUCCUUGUAGCCAUACUAAUACGUACCAGCGAUGGUGGCUGUGAUAGGCUGGAAGUAGUCAGCUCUCAACAAAUCACUGUCGCCCAUUGUUGCCCCGGUUAAUGCUAAUGCUUCUUGCCAGUCGGCAGUAAAACAGAGAGAUUACAGAUUUAAAAUGUACAUGGAGUUAAAGGAACAUUAGUCUGUCUGCCUACCUAUCUCUCAAAGGAGAGCGCUCACAGGUCUUUUUCCUGAAAUGUUUCGCUACUUUAUUUGAUGCAGAUAGGUGCAAUUUACUGCUAGAUCAAUGUUUAAAUCCUCAUUCGAGACUAUUAUGGAGAUAACCAUAUCGUGCACAGCAGUAUUUAAAUAGGACGCCGAAACGAAAGCUAGGGUGGGACAACUGGUGACUGAAAUUGAGGGUGAGAAUGCAUGUGGAAGAGGGACUGCGAACGUGAGGGCAGGAUGUUGGGCAGUUUUGUUCGAAACCGAAUGUUAACUUAUGUUUCUGAAACUGUAAAAUGUAACCAGCAGGGUUUUUAUUUGCAAGGCUACUGGGAAAACAUCUAUACCCCAAAACAACUUUCUUUAUAAAGAGCAAUUCUGGGGAAAGAGCUUAAAAAUUGAGUGUUUACUAUGGAAACCAAUGAAGAGCUUUGUUGGUUACUUUUAUUGUAGUUCUAUUCAGCAAUACUACAAUCACUAAACUUAAUGCAAUUCCCUCCCCCCAAUUCCAGAGAAUACCUUAAAGAUCCUGUCUCUGUAAAGAAGAAGAAGAAACGCCGUGCGGAUGUGGAGAAUAGCGGCUUUGUUCACAGCCACAAUGGUGACCAUGUUAAUGAAACCAUACAUGAUGGGAGUAUGGCACUAAACUCGGAAGCAGACUGUGAUAACUCCCAGGUGACACAGAGUGCCAAAAAACACAAGAAAAAGAGAGUUCGUACAUCGGAGGAUAUGGAGAAUACCCACAUUGGUAAUGAAACCAUACAUGAUUGGUCAGGUGGGAGCACAAUAUAAAACCUGAUGAUGAAGAAGAAAAAAAAAAAUAUAUAUAUAGAGCAUACUUUGUAAUAUAUAUUCAAAAGAAAGCAUACUCACGUGGCUUGUAAUGAUACUUACAGGGUUAUUCACUAAAAUAACUAGGUAUCUGCUUUAUUACAGCAAUAUGAUGCUUUAAUUAACAUGACUGAUGUUUGUUGUGUUUUUUUUUUUUUUAACCCUUAGACAGUAUAGUGACUCUUCUAUGAUAAAUGUGUGAUAUCAAUAGCUCUGAUAAUGCAGAUCUUUGAUUUCACACGUAGAAUGUUUUGUGUUCUGUCUUUCUUAAAACGUAAGUUAAAUUUUUUUUUUUAAUGUGUUUUUUUUUUUUUAGGGGACUCCACUUACUCUGAAGAUCCUUCCCCUGGAAAGAAGAAAAAGAAACGCCAUACAGAAGACAUGGAGAAUUACAGCUUUGUAACUUCCGACGUCAAUGAAAGCAUACGUGAUUGGCCAAAUGAGAGCACGGCGCAAAACCUGGAAACCACCCAUGAUGAGUCUCAGGUGACACAGCGUGCCAAAAAAGGCAAGAAAAAAAAAGUUCCACUUACUGAUGUUAUUGAACCAGAGGAGUCAGAGAACACUAUUGGUAACGAACAAGAUUCUUCUACUGCAAAUGUUCCAGAACCUGAUAAUGCAGAAGAUCUGAAAAAUAAAUCAAAAAAUAAAGGCGACCCCAGGUGAGGAAUGUGUAAUUGGUAUGUUUCAAACCUAAUCGGCCAGUGCUCUUUAGUGCCAUCACCACAAGAUGAUCCGUCUAGCUGUCAUACUAUAGAAGCAGUAGAGGCGUAUAGCACUGGCAAUGCUAAAUGUGUAGGAUGUUCCAGAGCAGAUUCCUUAAAGGGACUCUCCAGUGCCAGGAAAAGAAACCAUUUUCCUGGCACUGCAGGUCCCCUCUCCCUCCCACCCCCCCCAUUCCACGUUGCUGAGGGGUUUAAAACCCCUUCAGUGACUUACCUGCAUCCAGCACUGAUGUCCCUUGGCGCUGGUUCUGGGCCGCCCACGCUCCUCCCCCGCCGACAUCAUCCGGCGGAAGAGACCUAUUGUGCAUGCGCGGCCGGCGAGACCUAAUGCGCAUGCGGGGCAUUAGACCUCCCCAUAGGAAAGCAUUAAAAAUGCUUUCAAUGCUUUCCUGUGGGGAAUUCAGCGAUGCUGGAGGUCCUCACAUAGUGUGAGGACGUCCAGCGACGCUAUAGCACAGAAAAUCUGUGCUAUAAACCAGUACACAGCCACUAGAGGAGGACAGCCACUAGAGGAGGAGUUAACCCUGCAAGGUAAAUAUUAGUUUAUGAAAACUGCAAUAUUUACAGUUGCAGGGUUAAGGGUAGUGGGAGUUGGCACCCAGACCAAUUCAAUGGGCAGAAGUGGUCUGGGUGCCUGGAGUGUCCCUUUAAUCUUACCCGAAACCUAUAUUAUAAAUGAACACUAGGGGGGCAGUACCUGUAUCCUUGCAGAAGCAUGCCAUUUUACUUUGACAGCACUGACAACAUUUUUACAGUCGAUCUGACACCUGCAUGUGUUUGUACCCCAGUUAAUUGGCGGCAACUGUUGGUGAUGUUGGCAGUCAAGUGGAUGAAUCUGUUAUUUUUAGUACAGUGUGUUUGUAAUAUUGAUAUGUCCUGCAUAAGGAGAGAGACUCUCUGAAUAAAUAACUGGUUGAGUUCAUGUAAGAUCUGAGUUACUGUAUAUGCACAGGCUAGAGAUGUAAACCAGAAACCAUGAAACGCACUGGGAGUUGAUAAUUCUGUGGAAAGAAUUUCAAAGUGGAGCAGUCACUCUGUCAGCCAAUGGCAUUCUUCUCCUCAUUCACUGCUUUUUAAUAAUUUUUUUUUUGCUAGCACAGAACUAAAAUGUCUAAACUUUGUGGCUGUAAUACUCUGAGAAAGUUUAUUUGGAACUCAUCUGCAGAUGAAAUAAUAAAUUUGAAACCGUCACGUUAAGAAAAUAUAAUUUAUUUAAAUAAGGUAAAUAACUUUGGCAGUUUUCUGCAGCAAUAAUGUUUUGAAAUCAUAAUAAUGCAUGAAUGUUGUAAACUUGUUUCAGAAUUGCAACACAAAAAUAUAUCCUUUAUAAAAAUAAGUAAAUGCUUAAAGGGACACUAUAGUCACCUGAACAACUACAGCUUAAUGUAGUUGUUCAGGUGAGAUCUAUAGCUCCCUGCAGGCAGUUUAAUGCAAACAUCAGAGAAAAUACAGUGUUUACAUUGAUUGAUAGGAAUACCUCCAGUGGCCAUCACUCAGACGGCCACCAGAGGGACUUCCUAUCACGUAUGGCCCUAAAAGGGCCAUGUACACGUCAGACGUAUUAAAAUACGUCUGACGUGUGCAGGAGAGAGAAGGCACUGUGCGCGCGCCUUCUCUCUUCUGUCUGUCAGCAGAGGAGAGGGGGCGGGCAAAGCCCGCGAGCUGUGCUGUCAGUCAGCUCAGUUAGCGGCCGCGCACGCAUACGCGGUAGUGCGCUCAGGACUUCAUAGGGCGGCAUGAAUGCCGCUCCAUGAAGUAUGUGCGGCGAAGCCGAGCAUGCGCACAAGGGUUCAAUGACUCUUCCGAAUGGAAGCGUCUGAUUGCUCCCUGCUUGCGCCCGCCUAUUUUGUCAUUUUGACGAAAUAGGGGGCGCGGCUUCACGAGGCUCCCGGCGCUGGAACCAGGUGAGUAAAAUGGGCUGCCUGGAGUGUCCCUUUAAUUAGCAACAAGCAGUAUUGUCCAUUAGAUUUUAAUAAGGUUGCCAGAGCAGGUGACCCCAGUAGUAGAAAGUAACAGUCUCUUAAUAGGAAGAAAUAAAUCCUGGUAAUGAAAUAUAUCCUGGUAUGAUACGUGGUUGUAAUCAAUAGACUCCAAUAAUAAUAAUUGACAUCAUUGCGUAGUUUGGCAAAUGCUAUAUUCAAAUAGAAACAGCAAGUCGAAUCCCAGAGGGCAGACUUUGGUAUUCCUUAUCAUUCCCAGAUGACGUAAGGUUAGAACCAAUUAAUAAUGGCAGUCCCUGGAGAACUUAUCUUGCCUUUACUGAAUGAUAGGAUUUGAAGUCCUUUCCAGCUUAGAAUGAAUUAUGGUUCCUUGAAGUAAGGGAAGAGAUGCAGGAAUCCAAAGUUAAGUCUGUUACUUGAGUGGCAGAGGGGAGUAGAGGAUCAAAGCCAGAAGUUCCGUACACAGGAAAUCAGGUUAGCUGGACUCUGUAGCGAAGCGGCAACAAUGUAGCCAGUAGCGAGAGUAUAUGAAACCACAAGAGAUUGAUUGAGCACUUUAGAUGCAGUCGCAGCUUCAUUUUAAAGGGAAGCGCGAGAUGUCAGACGCAUGGGCGGAGACUGAUCUGCGAAACCCGGAAGUCAUACCGGUAAUGCCGAUCGGGAAGAAUUCAACAUUGAGAAGUUCAGAGACAAUAUGGAGGAAUUUGGACAGUGGCAUUUUUUUUACAUUCUAGUGAAUAUCCUAAAGAUCAUGUCUCUGUAAAGAAGAAAAAAAAGGGUAUAGAGAAUAGCGGCUCUGUUAACAUCAACUUUGCUGUCGAUGUUAACGAAAACAUACAUGACUAAAGCAUGGCAAAAAAAAUGGAAAUAGACUGUGAUAACUCUCAGGUGACACAUAGUGCCAAAAAAAACGCAGGGAAAAAAAGAGUCGGACAUUGUCUUUUGUUGAAUCAGAGGAGCCAGAGAACACUUCUGUGUUAAAGCACCCAAGAGUUGAGCUGCAAAAGACUGGUGUGAAUGAACAGGAUUGUUCUGCUGCCAGUGAUCAGGAACUUGAUAGCACAGACUGUACUGAUAAUGCAGAAGAUCUGGGAGUAAAAUCAAAAAAUAAAAACGGCCCUAGGUAAGUAAUAGGACUGUUUUUCUAAGUAAUGUAUAAUUGGUAUGUUUGAAAACUAUUCGGACCAUUGCUCUUCAGUGCCAUCACCACAAGAUGAUCCAUACUGAUAUUAUUGUUGUGCUGUAGAACCAAUAGAGCUAUGUAGGAUGUAAUGUACCAGAGUGACCAUAAACCUAUAUUUCAAAGUAACACUAGAGGGCAGUACGUGUGUCCUCACAGAAGCAUGUCAUUUUACAUUGACUAUGCUCAUAGCAUCAUGUAAACUGAUCUGACACCAGCAUUGGUUUGUAGCCCAGCCAAUCGGUGUCAACGGUUGUUGGUGCUGUGGCGGUCAAGUAAAUGAGUCUGUAAUUGCUAGUGCAGUUAGGUUCUCAUUUUGAUAUGUCCUAUGUACAGGAGACAACACUGAAUAAAUAACUGCUUGUGUUCCCGUAAGUUCAGUUACGUGUAUGCACAGACUACAGAUGUAAACCUAAAACCACAAAAUGCAAUGGAGUUAAUAAGUGCAAUUCUGGGAAAAGGGUCAAAAUGUGGAGCAGUUGCUAUGGAAACCAAUUGAGUUCCCUGGCAGUCCAGUGGAGGAAAAUACCCUGGUAGUCCUGCAAGAGUUGAAACUCCCAUGUAGUUCAGCACGGGUUGAAAUUCCCUGGUAGUCCUGCAGAGAUUGAAAUUCCCUGGUAAUAACCUGACCUCCACAUUGCAUCUAAAGUGCAUGGGGGUUUGACAUACCACUUUCUUCGGAGGAGUUGGAGUUUCAGAGGUUGCCUGUAUGUUCAAAGAAACAGAAGUUUGGAGUGAUAUCAAUUAUGUAAUUGCAAAGUGGUCUGUUCAAGUUUGGCCAAAUACUGUUCAUCUAUGGUUCUUCAGUCUGUCCCCAUCAAUAGGGGGGUUUGGUUAACCAUAGGAUGCUGUAGCGGUUGAUAUCCACCUCCUGACAAGCGUGCCGCAGAUUAGAAUGUUAAUUUAAUUUGACUUUCCUCAUUACUUUGAGUUGAAUUAAAGGAGAUAUGCAUUUUCUUGUUACCUUCUCUUCAAGUAAAAAGAUCUUUUGGAAUAGACUAUCACUCCGCAAGCAAGAUUUAGAACUAAUGCUUGAAUAUUUUCCAAGACUAAUGAAACUUUCUCAAUCAAGAGUCACGAAUCUAUUUUGUCACGAACUUGAAAGAGUCAAAGCCGCCAAAAGAAAAGGUAACAUUGCAGAAUAAAAUCGAUGUGCAAUUAUUAUUAUAGCAAAUCUAUUACAGUAAACAUAUUCUAUACUCAAUGCAACCGAAAAUGUAUUUAUGUGUUAAGUGCCAACCUAUUGCACGGUGCAGGACAUCGAAAUUCAAUACCCCUUUGUAAAAAUGAAUGCACGGUAUAAAGUUAUUAUCAGACCCCCACUGAUAUGCAUGAUUUACCAAAUAUCGAAUUCUGUGUGUAGUGAUAAAAACGUGACACAUGACAAAGGAGGGAAGUCUGUGUUAAAAUACAGCUGUAACCACUAUGAAUGCUGUUGUUUUAGUGAUGCAGUCACGUUUGAUCUUUUGUUAGGCCAUAUAGAGGAACAGAUAUGCAACCAUAAUUGGGUGCCCACUCAGCCAUAUCUCUGUUCUUUCCUUUGCAUGUGUUGCUGUUGCACAAAUACAAAAUGUAUAUUUGGGCACGUGUAUUCAUGCUUCUUUUUCAUGUGCCAUUUAUAAUCUGGUAAUCAUAAUUGUUCAACUCAAUAUCAUUCUUCUGUUACGCUCUAGACUUGUAAAGCACUCCAGUUUGCUGAAGUGCUGUAUUUGUUUGGAGUCUGCCUUUUUUUUAACAGUUUAUUAAAGUGCCGAUUCUAAUAGAAAACAGGGAGGGUUUUUAAAAAAAAUAAAAUUUCUGCUUUUGUUAGUUCCACAGCGCUAACGACAGUCACAGGUGCGCUAGGCUAAACGUGCCACAGGACUCCAUGCUUUGAGCAUCUUUUUAACUCAAUCUGCUGGGUUUUUGCUGCACAUGGACUUUUGUGAGGUUGUUUUUUUUUUCGAAUCCCUGAUGGGUAGUGAGCUAGAGCUGAUAGUACACUGGUGUAUUUUAAAGGAGCUGAUUGUGAGCCACGUAUCCUCUACAAUGUCUGUUGUCAGGAAUUCAAAUUAAAUUGCAAGUUGUCGGCCAAAAAUAAAUAACAUUUUUCAGUUUGGCUAUUUUAACCUAAAAUUUUAAGUUUGCUUUGUAUUACUCACAAAUCCCUAAAUAUGACAAUCUUACCAAAUUGUUUCUUCACUAGGAAUUUUACAUUUAUUUAAGAACUUUUGAUUUAUCACUGUAAGGGCAUACACUUGUUAUUAGGAAAAAAAAAAGUUUUGAUUUUUAUUCAAAUUUUUUUUUUGAGAUUUUGUCAAAAAUAUAAUAAAGUAGGUAAAACAAAUGUUGCUGUGCACUUUGAUCACACCACACCUGUAACCUUCCAUUGGUACAUCAGUUGACCGUCAUCAGUGGCUUUGGGUGAUUGAAUCUCCCCCUUAUUUUGUUGUUUUUCUAUUAUGCUGCCUAUGAUCUAAUUUUCUUCCCUUCCUUCCCAGGGAUCAGUUUUAAUACGGGCAGGUUUACUUUGGAAGAAAAUAAACAGCUCCACGAAAACGUGAAGGAAUUCAUGUUUAUGUCGGGGGUGGACAGUGAAGAGAAGCUUUUUCAUUCCUAUAGAUUUCCAGAAGAGCAGCGUUUCAUACAGUUAUUGAAAAAACAGUACAACUUCAAAGAGCGAAUUGGUAAGCAAUUGUAAAGGAGUUUAAGCAUGUGUGGGAUAGGCAUAAGGCUAUCCUAACUAUAAGAUAAGGCCAGGGACUAAUGAAAGUAUUUAGAAAAUUGGGCAGACUAGAUGGGUCGAAUGGUUCUUAUCUGCCGUCACAUUCUAGGUUUCUAUGUCUAUAUGUUGUCACUUAAUGGCCCUAUCACUCCAUCUCUGUGUUAACUGAAUAGAUUCCCUUGUUUUAACCCAUGUUUAUAAUUUUCCCGCGUCCUAGGUACAAACAUACCACGCCCACUAACCGAAAUCAGUCACCGAGGAGAGAAGAUGUUUGAUUUAUCUAGCCAAAAGGGACGGUAAGUCUUCUGGUCACAUAGAUCAGUGGUUUGUCUUCUAGCUGUCCAAGGUUUUAUUUUCAUUAAUGUUAGCUAAGCCUCUCAUGCAUCCAAGGUCAACAAAUGAGUAAUAUUAAGUUAAACCAUAAUCACAUUUAGACCCCAAGACAUUAUUAAGUAGCAAAAAGGUAAAGAAAGGCGUACCAUAUACGAACAAGUAGGGAUGCACGGAAAAUUUCGGCCGACAAUGGGCCUAUCCCAUUUCGGCCGAAAAUAGGACAGAGUGACUUGUCAGAUCCUCGGUCCGUGACUUCACUCUGCCUCACCCUCAGUCGAGCCCUCCCUCCCACACUAUGCCACUAGGCACCCCCUUCCUUACUAUGUCACCACCUCACUCUGACACCAGUCACCCUCACUGCCACUCCCUCACUCUGCCACCUGUCCCCCCCCUUCUUCCCUCACUCUGUCAUUCCCUCUCUCCCACGCUCUGUCACUCUCUGUCACUCCCUCCCACGCUCUCACCUGUCACUCGCUCUCACCUGUCACUCGCUCUCACCUGUCACUCGCUCUCACCUGUCACUCGCUCUCACCUGUCACUCGCUCUCACCUGUCACUCGCUCUCACCUGUCACUCGCUCUCACCUGUCACUCGCUCUCACCUGUCACUCACUCCCACGCUUUCACCUAUCACCCGCCCUCACGCGUCCCACGCCCUCACGCGUCCCACGCCCUCACGCGUCACCCGCCCUCACGCGUCACCCGCCCUCACGCGUCACCCGCCCUCCGCUCUCACCCAUCACCCGCUCUCACCUGUCACCACCUCACUCUGCCAUCCCUAUCAACCCACAAUAUGUGGGUUACACACACUACAUCCCUAACCCACCGCACACUAUGUGCCCUAUACACUCUACAUAACCUCCACACAUACACACUACAUCCCUUUCCAACACCUCACUAUUUCAUACACACACUACAUGACCUCCACAAAUCAUUUGGGGGAGAAAAGUCAUUUUCGGCCAAGGGCAUCCUGAAUUUUCUGGUCCGAAAAUGAAUUUUUAUUUCAGUACAUCCCUACUAAGGAGACCAAAGAAUGAAGGUGGGCUGGCGGUACCAGACUUUCAUUUAUACUACCUGGCUUCCCACCUACAGAGCGUGUUGGAGUGGGUCAUGGAUGGAGUAUCCAAAAUGUGGAAAGAGAUUGAGCAAUCCCAGACGGGAGGUUCUCUGAAGGCACUAACGUGGAUUCACCCUGCAGCGAGCAGGAAGCUUUCACCAUCAACCUUUCGUUAAGACCACUCUAGACUUAUGGCAUAGGACUACAACGAGAAUGGACCUCUCAUCCUCCCCCUCCCACCUUUACCCUCUGACACAUAACCCAGAAUUUGCCCCCGGAACGGAGGAGAAUGCGGUCACAUGUGUACUCCCACAGCCAAAAGUACAAGACUGGCACCUGCUGGUGGGGGACGAACUUAAACCUCUUAGUGAGGUUGUAGAUCGCGCACACCACACUUUUAUUCAGAGAUUGAGGUAUGAACAACUGAAAUUGUUUAUAAACCAAAUCCCACAAAAACUCAACUUGAAAUUCUAGGUGAUGACCCGGACCUACUACCGCAUGCGGUAUCCUAUCUUUACUCAUUAAGCCUAGAAAAUAGAAACCUUCCAUCUCUCCCGUACAUGGGCAAAAGGGAAACAUGGUUAGGGGAAACUUUCACAGACCAGCAGUUGGGCAAGAUCUGUGACCUAGUACAUCAUUGUGCACUAGCCAGUAAGACUCAGGAGACUGCCUAUAAGGUUCUGUCUUUAUGGUAUAGGACCCCACAGGCUCUAAGGUAUUUGAAUCCAUCUCUGGGAGACGAUUGUUGGGUCUGUGUGGCCAGCACUGGAACGUUCCUGCACUUUUGGUGGGAAUGCCCUAUGUUAACACCUUUUUGACAGGCAAUAGGUGAAAUCUUAAACAAAUUCUCUGACAACCCGCCCACUUUCCGACCGCCCCUCUACCUCUUACAUCACACUACCACGCCAACAAUGGCAUGCAAGAAAUCCCUGACAGUCAAAAUAUUGAAUACUGCAAAACAAGUGCUGCCUCUGUUUUCUGGAAAAAAGACAUACCCCCCUCCCUUGACAGUAUGGUUUGAUAAGAUGGAGGACCUCCGACAACUGAGGGAACUGACGUUUGCUGCACAAGACCACUCUCAGACUUAUAUGGACGCACUGGCUAAAGGUCGUUUACUAAGCUGAUUUCCGGAGACUGCUCAUGUAUGGACUUCGGACGGGACUCCAGUGGGAGAGAGGAGUGCAGGAGGGAAGGGAGGUCUUGAGUCACCGGUCCAGGCAGUAUAGGGGCCAAAGCUCUAUCCCGAGAGACUGUUUGCUGCCUCUCCGUUUAUGGGCCACACGGAGAUGUGUCCAAGCACCCAAUACUGUAACCGGUUCGUGUAGAGCCCUGUUGGGAGGGCGCUGGAGAGUAUUACUACCAGUGAAUGGCUUAAUGACUAUCACUGUACCUAAGAGAGGCGUACAGGUUCAAGCGGCCCAUAUAACUUUACCUUGUCCCCAGUGGAGCAUAAGAUCAAACUCCAACCUGCGGCUUAGAAGCUGAUCCUUACUGUUAUGACUAUAUAUAUAUAUAUAUUUAUUAGUUUUUAUUUGUAAUUUCCUGAAUUGUCUAUGGUAUGUAUGUAACAUUCUUUGACGCACUGUCUCAGAUUGGCACCUUUAAGAGUACAUUUGUUAAUUACAAAAUGGCCCUGCGUGGCUACACUGAAAACAAAAUGAAUAAUAAAGGGAAGCAAUGAAGAAAGAAAGGUGAAAAGAAAAAAAAGGGGGAGGGGGAAGGGAAAGGAAAAGAGGAAAGGAAAGAAAACUGUACUAAUUGGGGACCUGCGUGUCCUUCUUUCUUGGCUUUUUCCUGCUGUUGUUGAAUGUCAAUAAAACUUUCGUUUAAAAAUAAAAAUAAAAUAAAAAGGUAAAGAAUAAUUGCCAAGGUGCUUUAGGGUUAAAUGGACACUAGUCACAAAAGCUAUUUUUUGUGUGUGUGUGUAUAGAUCCUGCCCCUGCAGUCUCACUGUUCAAUUAUCUGCCAUUUAGGAGUCAAAUCACUUUUGUUUCUGUUUAUGCCGCCCUAACCACACCUCCUCUGGCUGUGACUGACACACCCUGCAUAAAAACAAAUGGUUUCAUUUUCAAUCAGAUGUAACUUACUUUAAAUUUUUUUUUUUUUUUAAUCUCCUGCUCUGUGAAUUAAACUUUAAUUACAUACAGGAGGCUCCUGCAGGAUCUAACAAAGCAGGAGAUAAAAACAGAAUUUGCAAGAAAGAAAGUGUAACUAAUAGAUUACUCUUUUCAGGAAGUGUUUAGGAAGGCUGUGUGAGUGACAUGCAGGGAGUUGUGCCUAGGUCUUCAUAAACAAAGUGAUUUAACUCCUAAAUGGCAGAUAAUUUCUGUAUAUUUCUGGUGUGGGAAUGGAUUUUUUCCUUAAAGAGCUCCCAGUACUUUUUAUACCAGAUUACUUCUCACCCACUUUUAGUUAAGCUUUUCUUAUAAUUCUGUAUUUGAACAUGCAGGGAGGUACAGCUAGGUCUUCAUAAACAAAGUGAUUUAAAUCCUAAAUGGCAGAGAAUUGAACAGUGAGACUGCAGGGCCAUGAUCUAUACACCAAAACUGCUUCAUUAAGCUAAUGUUGUUUUGGAGACUGUAGUGUUUCUUUAAUUUUCUAAAGGUGCUGAUUUCAAGAGAAAUCCUUUCAGUUGCACUUUCCUGGCUGUCCUCAUCUCUAAUCUGUAGCAGAUGUAAGCAUUUUUCACAGCAAAGCAUUGGUUUAAGUGCUACUCUAUGUGAAGCACUGGAGUUGCACUUGCUGCAUCAUUGGUGAUGGUUUCCAAGAGGCAGCACUGCAGCGAUGUGAUCUGUUGGGUUUUAUUUUUAUGCUUUUAGGUAAUAGAUUGCAAUGUGUUUUUUGUUUUUCUCAUUUGUCUACUAUAAUUUUUUUUUUUUCUACUUUCCAGGUUCUCAGCCCAGGAAGUGCAUGAGUUAAAAAAACAAAUGCAGUUACAUGGAAACAAAUGGAGAAUCAUCCGUAGCUCUAUUGAUAGGAGUAGUAUUGGCUUACAGUUAAAGGCUUCACAGCUCAGACGAGGUAACUGGAUAUCAAAUAUGUCAAAAUGGAAUAAGGGCACUCUCUGGAAUUAUUGCAUAUUACUUUAAAUAUAAGCAUAUAUGCCCCUUUCAUGCAAACAGAAGAAAACUGAUACACAAAGUAUUCAUUUUGGGAGGGGAAAAAAUAUUCCAACGUCAAGUGCUCAGAAAAAGAAAAUUAAAAUAUGACUUGGUCCCCAUUGCAUAUUAAAGCCUUAGAUUGCAUUUCAUGUCAUUGGCUAGUGGAUACAGUAGGGGUUCUGUAUGAUUGGCUCAAUUCUCACCAACCGUUCCAGGCCAAUGCUUCCUCCAGAGAAGGAUUAAAACCAAUGCGGAUCAAUAGGAAGUCUCACUUCUUCCUGGAUGUCUUACCUGGGGGGUUCAUACCAGAAACUUUAUAAAAGUGCUGGAGAAGGGGACACUCUGUUAACCACUGAAAAGCUUUAGGGGUUUGCAGUGUUCCUUUUGUAUAGUUUUGAUUUCUUCCACCCCACACCGUCUUUCAACUUUGAAAGGGAUAACAUCAGGUUAAUUCCAUUUAUUCUAGCACUGGGACAAGCUUUCUCACUGCAGCUCUAACCCAUUUCUGGUGAAGUCUUCAAUGCUGAUGGCUUGUCUCCAAUCAGAUUCAUAAAGAUACCGGAUAUAUUGGGAUAGGGAUCGACCGAUAUUGAUUUUUUUUUUUUUAGAGCCGAUAACCUGUCAACUUUCAUGCCGAUAGCCGAUAACUUACUGAUAUUCUGUACAUUUACCAUUUUGAAAAAAUAAACUAUUUCUAAAGGUAAAUGCACAAAAUAUACAUGCCACGUGUAGUUGAUGCAGUGUGUUUAGACAUUGGAGCUGUGUGUGUUUGUGUAGUGUCUAUAUAAUAUGAAUGCAUAGUGUGUGUAUUUCUGUAGCUAUGUAAUUUGUGUAAAAUAUAUUUAUUUAUUUUUUUGUCCCCCCUCCCUGCUUGUUACCUGGCCAGGGAGGGGGUUUAUGGCAUUCCCUGGUGGUCCGGUGACAUGGACUGUGCAGUGGGGGGGCCACAGCAAGCUCUUACCUACCCUUCAGCUCCCCGUCUAACUCUCGUGGCCUGCGUGCUGUGCGUAGCGUUGCCAUGGUAACCUGUGGCAACUCCCUGACAGCCGCGGGACCCACGAGAUUUUCACAGGGGAGCUGAAGGGAGCUGCUGGGAACGUGUGUAAGAGCUUGCCUGGCCCCCCAGGACCGCCAGGCUUGUAAUGGGCCCGGCGGUCCUGGUAUGUAUUAUCGGCAAUAUCGGUCUCUCUAUAGGCCAAUACUGAUAUUUCCGAAAAUACAGAAUAUCGUCUGAUAAUAUCAGCCAGAUCAAUAAUUGGUCGAUCCCUAAAUUGGGAUACAUGGCGUACACGUGAGAGUCACCACAAUCCGCCAACAAUGCUGCUCGGUAAAAAGCACUGAAAGCCAAAGCUUCCUUAUGAGAAGCACUCACUUCCACUUUGAACUGAGGCAGGAAACCCUCCCGACUGUCUGAUGAGUGGCAGGUAUUAUGAUGGGAUUUAUAAACGUGACAAUUUUUUCUUAAUAUGGGCACAUUUUUUAAAACGAGUCUGCAUGGGCAAGCAGUUAAAGGGACACUAUAGUCACCAGUGCAACUACAUGUAUUCCUAACCCUAUAGUGUUAAUACGACCAUCUAGCCCCCCUGGGCCCCUGAAGCCUCCAUAAAUAUAGUAAAAAUCUUACUGUAUUCAAGCCAGAAGCUGUAAAUCUGCAUGCUGAGACUCAGGAAAAACAAGCAGUCUGCUGACAUGUGAUAGCCUGAUCCAAUCACAGUGCUUCCCCAUAGGAUUGACUGAGACUGACAGGGAGGCAGAUCAGGGGCAGAGCCAGCAUGAUUCAAACACAGCCCUGGCCAAUCAGCAUCUCCUCAUAGAGAUGAAUUGAAUCAGUGAAUCUCUAUGAGGAAAGUUCAGUGUCUGCAUGCAGAGGGAGGAGAUACUGAAUCACAGGAUGCUCCUGCACAGCAGAUCUGAGUGGAUGGAGGCAUAUUCUGCCUCCAUUAACUCAGAAGUCCCUCUGGCUCACUCUGAGUGACUGCAACUGGAGGUGUUCCUAGCUUUCAAUGAAAAUACAGUAUUUACAUGAGAGAGGCUGCAGGGAGCUAUAGUUCUAACCCGAGCAGCAUCAUUAAGCUGAAGUUGUUCAGGUGACUAUAGUGUCCAUUUAAGCUCUAAACCACUUCAGCAAGAGUCUGCAGAGCCCUAAAAUGUACUUUUGCUAUAAAUUUUUCAGACAGUGAAAAACAUUUUUACAUUUGUUUGGAAACACACCUAUGUUGCCUGCCAUUAGAGGCACUUUCUAUUUAGGUUUUCAUCAUUUUCCAUCAUCAUUCAUAGCAUAAUGAUGUCAAACGCAUCCACGGUUUCUUAUUUACCAGCAUUGGAUUUAGUGCUUCUCUAUGAGGGGUGAGACAGUAAUCUAGAGAGAGCAAAGAACACUCUACCAUUAAAAAUACAUUUUAUUUCUAAUGUUGGUUUUCCUUUAAUAUGAAUCGCAUCAUUUGCUACUGCACAUACUACCUUAAGGUGAUUGAAAUUUCAGAGCCUAGUACCUAAACCCACAGUUCACAUAUUGGUGAGAUGAAAAUCCUAAAUUUAGUUGUUUAAAAAAAAAAAAAAUAAUAAUAAAAAAAAAAUAUUGUGUGCAGGUAGUUGCAUAUCACUGUCACAAUAGCGUACAUUGGUGUAUUCAGGCAAGACAGUGGCACGAGUAAUUACACUUUUUUUGUAAUUUUUUAUUUGAACAAGCUUAGACGUAUAGCAAAACGCAUAUUUGAUUAUUCAGAUAAUUAUGUCGAUAAUAAGAAUUCCUGAGUAGCCAUUCCUUACUGCACAAAUUCUGUCUGGCAUAUACAUCGCCAUGGACUACAUUUGGAAUUAAAACAAGCUAAGACUUUGACUAUUCAGGCACUCAUGUUUCAGGCGAUAAAAAAAGAAAAGUAAAUGAGUUAAAAUGUUAUGCUAGGCGUUGUGUAUCAGAGGGUUAUUUCUCUGCCGUAUCAUUGCUUUCUAUGUGUAGAGGUCAAAAGAAUAAAGCUGUAUGAAUCAAACUGAGCUAGUAUUUUCCCUUGCAGAUAUAAGCUUAAAUCAGAGAAAGCACUCUAAUCAUGACAGAGUAGGGGGAUGUAUACAAUUAAACAAGGCAUAUCACAAGCAUGAGUAACAAGGAGAAUACAAUUAACAAGAAGAUAUAGGGCAUGAUGCCCAUGAGUGGUAGCAUGCAAUUCCUAACCGUAGAUUAGGAGACAAAAAUGCAAAUAGCAGGAAUAUUAUACACCAGAAUAUGAAAUCAUAAAAGGAACGUAAGUACAGUUAUGUGGUAGGUUUGAUAAAACCUACGCCUGGUGUCUUCACCCUUUGCUGCGUAUGGGUCUUUGCAAAGUUUCCAUGGCAGAAGGGGUUGCUCAGUCCUAGGUAUCUUAUUCAGCUGAUGCCUGUCAGGGUUACCCCGAAUUCCUGCAAUGCCGCAAGGUAGUGUUCAGAACUUCCAUGUAGGUACAGUUUAUGAGGGUGAGUGACCGUACAGAGUUAGUGUGAGCCGGCACUCGUGCCCCCGGCCUGCGAUGGGACCAGUACCUCGCUGCCAUGAACUCUGUGACCGCUGGAGACCAAGUUCUUUCUAUCCUGGUUGGUGCUGAGGGCUCUAAGUAUUGCCAUCUCCCACUAGAGUAACUGGUGCCUCUGGGUCAUCCCCAGUUUGGCCUUAGGCUUGGGGAGGCUUGGCUUAGUGGAGGUUGGUGCUUUUGGGGUUAUUUUGCCUGUGUGGGGCCUCAGAGAGCUCACCUCAUGGUGUUGCGGUUUUUCCUGCCGUGGGUGCAGUGUCCAUCUCAUUCAGUCUCGUGCAUUCCUCUAGUGCUGCCCAAAAUCAGUCAAAUAUCGUCUCUAGACUUCCCUCUGUGCACGCUUGUUGUGGGAUCAGUGUAGCCUGGAGUAGCCAGGUAAGAGGUGGCAGCAAUGGGUUUUGUGGACCGGGAUGACACCCACCGGUCCUGGGGGAGGAGGGUAGGGACUCGGCUGCGAUUUGGCCCACUGGCCGCGUUGUGAAGGUUGGCCGCCACUCCCAGGCCUCAGUAGCUCUGGAUUAGUAAUCUGCUGCAAAUUGACUCAGCAUUGCACCAGAUGUUGCCCGCUGCGUUCCGGGUACCACUCUGUGUGGGUGGAGGUCGGAUGCAGUGCAAGAUUGGUCGGUCAGCGGGCUUUAGAGCUUUGUAUGCGGUAGAGACAACAAACAAAAGUGGGAACAACAUCCAAAAAUUUGAAUACAACCUGGAAAAUAAAAUCCAAGGAUGAAAAAUGAUAUACAAGAAUAAUAGUGGAUCUAGAAUAAUAAAAAAUACAUAUGCUAGCGUAAAACAGUAUAAUAAAUAUAGGUAAUGAGGUGCUGGUAGCAAACUCACAAACAGAAGUCGAAAUCAGGCCUCUCAUCCCCUGGGGUAUAUAUAGUACGGACUUGAUAGUAGAUCCUGGUAAUAGGAAUGUCUUCAAAGGAAUGGAAGAAAAGAACCAUACAUGGUGAAGUAUGUUAAAAAAAAGUAAAAUAAGUUUAUUAGAUUACACUUACAGAAAGACAGAUGUAAACAGACAUAUCUCCACUUAAAGUGGAACAAAACCGCAGCGUGGGGGAACUGGAAAAAUUCCAACUCUGGCCGCAGGCAAGUGAAAAAGCAGGAAGAUAUAAAAUAAAUAAAAACAAAUCAAGGGUCCAAUAUCUGACGCGUUUCGUCAGAGUAGAAUAAGGGACUUCUUCAGGAAUAUGUGGUAAUUCUUUCAAUGAAGGAGCUUCUUAUGUCCGUAGUAAUUCACCUUAAUGCCGUUCACCGGUGGCGUGCGUUCCACCCUGGAAUGCAAUGACGUACUUCCUGUGACGUCCGGCGGGUAGCUGGCUCAAGCGCAGAACGAAACAGAGUUCCAAACACUGAAGCUUAAUCACCAUAUAGUGUGCUAUGACACACGCAAAUGAAAUCUAUGCAGAAGAGAACUGUCGGUAUCCCGCGGGCGGCUGUGAGGGGAGGCUGCACUCCGCUCGCGGUACUCACCCUCCAACCCUUCCGCGGUCCCCUCCUCCUCGUGGGUCCGGCGAGCGGCAUCCUUCCAGCCUCGGAUGCCGCCCGCCGUUUCCUCCACGUCCCCCAGCGGCAGCAUAUAUGACGCUGCACGCUGGGAGACCGCCCAAAUUUGUACACGCCGGGGUCAGUCACCUGACCCGGCGUUAAAGGCACAGUGCCUCAAUCACAGUGGGAGGUCUAGAUAUCUCCCACGUGUGAUUGGAUAAUUUCCAAUUAGAAUUAACAAUCAGAAUUAACCUUAUGGUUUAAAUACUUACCUUUCCUGUUCCUCCCUGCCCUUUUGUGGUCUUUGCUUUCUAGUAUUGCUACUUACCUUGUACUUGUACUAUUCUGUCUUCUGGUUCCCCUUACUCGGCUUGUUUCCUGACUAUUCUGUGUGUGCUUAGCCCGGUCACUCUAAGGUCCGGUACGGCACCUUGUGUGUGUGUGUGUGUGUGUGUGUGUGUUGGGUUCCCCGAAUCGUGACAAGAACAAAAUACACAUUACAGGCGAGCUGUCGCCAUAAAAGUUUAGCGAAUUACUAUUCUGUCAUCAUACUGUUUACUUUAUUACUUUGUAUGUGGUGGAGCCCCAGUCCCGUGCGACCGCUCAACCAGACGGCCAUAUCCCGCCCCUUUAAAUUUAGUUUUUUGACGAAAAGUAACCCAGAGGAUUUCUUGGUGCCCAAACCCUCAGCUUGAGACACGAUGAAGGAUAAUUUCAUGCGAAUGCAUUCUUGACUUUCUUUCUUGCCAUGAGAUGUGUAGUUUUAUUUUGUCUUCAUAUUUAUCCUGUCAGUGGUUACAAAUUUCAACUGUGAGCAUUCACGAUUCCUUGGCACUGCAAAUAAAUGCCAACCGACCAACCCUGAUUUUUUUUUCUCCUCUUCUUCUUGCAAUCUUUACUUCGUACUAUAAUAUUAAAGGACCACUAUAGUGCCAGGACAACAUACUCGUUUUCCUGGCACUAUAGUGCCCUGAGGGUGCCUCCACCCUCGGGGUCACCCUCCCGCCCGGCUCUGGAAGGGGGAAAGGGUUAAAAACUUACCUUUUUCCAGCGCUGGGCGGGGAGCAUUCUGCCUCCGAUCCUCCUCCGUUCCUCCUCCUGGGCUGAAUGCGCACGCGCGGCAAGAGCUGCGCGCGCAUUCAGCCCGUCACUUAGGAAAGCAUUUACAAUGCUUUCCUAUGGACGCUUGUGUGCUCUCACUGUGAAAAUCACAGUGAGAAGCACGCAGGCGCCUCUAGUGGCUGUCAAUGAGACAGCCACUAGAGGAUUAGGGGGAAGGCUUAACCCAUUCAUAAACAUAGCAGUUUCUCUGAAACUGCUAUGUUUAUAAAAAAAUGUGUUAACCCUAGAAGGACCUGGCACCCAGACCACUUCAUUAAGCUGAAGUGGUCUGGGUGCUUAGAGUGGUCCUUUAAAUGUUUGGUACCUGACAUGUCGAACCAAGUAUGCUAGUUUGUCUAAUCUUGGCUUUUCUGUCUACUAUUCUAAAUUCUUAUAACUCUCUGACAUCCACUAUUUGAAACACCAGCAUUGGAUUCUCCCAUUAUAAACAAUCUUCAUCUUAACAGUAUGCAUUUUAUGACCUAAUUUUAUUGCAGAAACCAACACGGGUACCUGGGGUGCGGAUGAGAUAAACCGUCUGAUUGAAGCUGUGAAAGAGUUCAUUCUUACCAGGGAGAAGACUGACACCUCUUCAGGGGAUGAGGCUCCUGUCAGUAUUGCCAAACAACAGCUGUACAAAGGCAUUCCAUGGGUUCAAAUGGAGGAAAAAGUCAAUACCAGGAACUGGUCUCAGUGCAAGACAAAGUGGUAAAUGGAUAUUGGGUGAAAGUAGGGGGGUAAUAUCAGUACCAUAGUGAUCAAUAUCUUUAUUACAUGGUUUGUCUGGAUUUCUUUAUCGGGCUCAUAUAUUGAAAUGGUAAAAUUAUUGCACACCUUGGCAUCUUGAGGUUAAUUUACUAAAUAUUGAUUUGUAACUAAUUGAUAACAGAGUGGAAAAAACUUGGCUCAAACAGACUAUAUAUGUUUUUGAGAUGGAAAUGACAGGAUUUGGCAAUAGAAUGAACAUGAGCCUUGAAGGAGAGGUCAGAGUCAAAGAGAAGACCUAGGCAGCGAGCCUGCGUGGUGGAGCUGAUGGUAGCGCCGUUGACUUGAAGGGAGGGAGACACAGGAAACAACACUUGAGGGAGCAAAGACCAGAAUUUCAGUUUUGGUCAAGUUUAGUUUAAGGAAGUGGGCAGCCAUCCAGUUAGAAAUAGCAGAGAGGCAGUCCGAGACACUAGUCAAGAGGGACGGGGAGCGAGCAGGAGAGGACAGAUAGAUUUGCGUGUCAUCUGCAUAGAAAUGAUAUUGGAAGCCAAAGGAGCUAAUGCGUUUACCAAGGUAGGCAGUAUAGAUGGAGAACAAUAGGGGACCAAGGACUGAACCUUGGGGGACACCAAGAGAGAGGAGUUGGGGAGAAGAAGCAGAGCCAGAGAAAGAAACAUUGAAAGAGCGCUGGGAGAGGUAGGAGGAGCACCAGGAGAGAGCAAUAUCUUGUAGACCAAUAUUGCGGAGGAUGAGAAGAAGCUGUUGAUGAUCAACAGUGUCAAAAGCCGCAGACAGGUCAAGGAGAAUUAGGAUAGAGUAGUGACCACAAGAUUUUGCAGCGAGUAGAUCAUUGGAUACUUUGCUUAGUGCCGUUUCCACAGAGUGUUUAGCGCGAAAACCAGACUGAAGCGGGUCUAGCAGAGAGUUGGAGUCUGUCAAUCUCGCAUACACAAUUCUUUCAAGGAUCUUGGAUUCAAAAGGCAGUAGCGAGAUAGGACGGUAGUUGGAUGGGGAGUUAGGGUCAAGGUGGGGCUUCUUUAGAAUUAGGGUUACAGUUGCUUGUUUGAAGGGCGAUGGAAAUAUACCAGAGGAGAGAGAGAGAUUGAGAAUUUUAGUGAGAGGUGGAGAAAGAGAAGAAGGUAGAGUACGGAUGAGAUGCGAGGGAAUCGGAUCUAGGGAGCAGGUGGUGGGGCGGAAGGACUGGAGCAGAGCAGAAACCUCUUCCAAUGUAGCAGGUGUGAAUGAACAUAGAACAGCAGAGGGAGUGAAGUUAGGGAAAGUGUUGUAAGGGGAAUAAGAAAGAAGAGAGAUCUCUUCCCUGAUUGUAGAAAUCUUGUCAGUGAAGUGAGGUGCAAAGUCUGAGGCGGUCAAGUUAGUAGGUGAAGGAGGAACAACAGGGCAAAGAAGAGAGUUAAAUGUGUGAAAUAGUCGUUUGGGUUCGCGGGAGAGUGGUUAUGAGGGUAUUAAAGUAAUUUACUUUUACAGUGGAAAGAGCCAAACUGUGUGAGCUCAGCAUAAAUUUAUAGUGUAACUUUGGCAAGCGUUUGUGGCGAAGUGGCUACUUCAAAAGACUGGACAUACCCCAUUUUUAAUACCCUAGGUUGUCUACUUUUUCAAAUGGGAUGUCAUGGUGGGUUUAAUUUUCAUUUCUGGGCUGCAUACCGUCCCAAUGGCAACAUAGCCAAUCUGGCAAGUAGCAUUUUACAAAAAGAGAAAUUGGCAAAUCACCCUGUAACUUUCCAAAUCACCAUAAAACCUGUACUUGAGGGGUACUGUUGUACUUGUGAGACAUUACUCUACACAAAUGAGUGUUUUCGAGCAGUAAAAUGUAUUAUGCUGAUAUCAUUGGUGAAAUGUCAGUUUGUGUAAAAAAUGCAAAAAAUAUAUAUAAAUGCUAAUUUUGGCCAGGGUUUUUGACUAAGUGGCAAAUAAAAAAAGAGUAUAAAUAACCCAUUUUGAAAACAGUGGGUUGUCUACUUUUACAAAUGGUAUGCCAUGAUGGGGUUAAUUUUCAUUCCUGAGCUGCUAUACAGUCUCAAAGGCAACAUAGGCCCAGCAAACCAAUCUGCCAAAUUUCAAUGUGCAAACAUGAAAAGGGGGAAAGCCCCUACAUUUGACCCUCUGUAAUUUUCCAGAAACCCAUAAAACCUGUACAUUGGGGGCACUGUUGUUCCCUCCGAGACAUUUCUAAAUACAAAUAUGUGUAUUUUAUUUUAUUAAAAUCUAACAGUAUUAUGACAUUCACAGUUAAAAUGCCACACAGAACUUGAAAAAGAAAAAAAAUUCUUAAUUUUCAUCCUUUUUUUUUUUAGAUUUUAUUUAUAUUAAAUUGUUUCAUAUAUAAAUAUUUGAUAUGAAAUGAAAGCCCUGUGUCUCUGGAACAAAAUAUAUUGUAUUAGGCAUAUUAGGGAGUUUACCAAAUAUGUAUAUUUGUUCUCUUAUGAUAUUAAUUAAGAUCCACAAUUUUCAGCAUUGUAUGCUAAUUACAAUGUACCUGGCACCUGAACUCAAAGUGCCUUGUACAAGUUCACAUUAAAAUCAUCUCUAAUGAUGAUCUCUCUCUGAGUCUGGGCUACAGAUUGCUCAUUAGAUUCUUGAUAUUUCAAGACUUGUGCCAUGACAAAGUAUUGUGUCUUCUCUUACGUAUAAGAGGUUACCUAAGUAUAUAUAUAUUAUUUUAUAGUUAAAGCUUCCAAGCCCCACAUUGGGCGCCAAUUGUAACCGCGGCUGGUUCCCUUAUUUACCACUAUAACGUCUUAAAGCAUAGACUUUAGCAGGGCUAAUCAUACAGAUAUCUUAGCCAUAAUUUUAUAUAGUUAGUAAGAGAUACUCUAUUUAACAUAUAUAAAUAAUUGAGAAUAAAAUAUAAAAUAAGGAUUGUCUUGGAAGCAAUAAAGUUUUGUCUUUUAGAUAUUUAUUAAAUAAAAAUAUAAAUAUAGACAUAUAGCAGAGUUUAUAAGAUUAAACUAAAUGCUUGCAAAUAUCAUUAAUAGGUUAACAUACCCUUCUGAACAUUUCAUCAUGUCAGCCUCUCUGUCAUUUUAAGAUGGAGCAGCAUCUGUCUCCAAGUCUCUCCUCCCUUUCUUAACAUUUAAAAGUACACCUAUUUAUACCAUAGGUGUCUCCAUUUUAGGGUUACUGUAGUUCAUAUAUGAAAAAUUAACACUUCUUUUACUUUAUUCAUUUUAGGAUCUCCCUUAACCCCUUAAGGACACAUGGCAUGUGUGACAUGUCAUGAUUCCCUUUUAUUCCAGAAGUUUGGUCCUUAAGGGGUUAAAGGACCACUAUAGUGCCAGGAAAACAAAUUAGUUUAUCUAUUGCCCCCACCCUCAGGGUCCCACUCCCGUGGCGCUGAGGGGGGAGAAAGGGGUUAAUAGCUUACCUCUUUUCCAGUGCCGGGCUCCCUCGGCGCUGGAGUCUCUCCUCCCUCUUCUUCUGUCAUCGGCUGAAUGCGCAUGCGCAGCAAGAGCCGCGCACGCAUUAAGCCAAUCUCAUAGGAAAGCAUUCUUGAUGCUUUCCUAUGGACGGCAGCAUCUUCUCAGCGCGGAAGCGCCUCUAGCGGCUGUCAAUGAGACAAGCACUAGAGGCUGGAUUAACCCUAUUGCAAACAUAGCAGUUUCUCUGAAACUGCUAUGUUUACAGCAAAAAGGGUUAAACCUAGAUGGACCAGGCACCCAGACCAGUUCAUUAAACUGAAGUGGUCUGGGUGCCUAUAGUGGUCUUUUAAAGGGUGUAUACGUCAUGGAAAUUUUCCUGACUUAGUUCAAGAUGACAUCUUAAAGUUUGAACAUCCUUAUCUACUUAGUAUAUUGUGUACUGAAAGAAUCGUAGCAUAGCCUUGAAGCUUGUUAAUGCAUUAUUGUUAUUGUAAUUCGUCUGGGACAAAAUGGUGUAAACAUAUUAUGCACUGAGGUUAUUGCUUAAAGAAACAGUUAUGAAAAACAAUAUGUUCCAUCUCUAACACCUUGUCAGUUUGCAAUAUCUCUUAAAGACAAAAUAUACAGUUUAAGAAAUACAACAUUUCAUUCUAAAACUUGUAAUAUUUGCAUUUCCCAUAACAAUAUAUAACGAGUGUGGGUGCACUUAAUAUGAAAGAGGUGAAUUAUGGGUGAACCACAUAUUCCAUGUUUUGUUUACAUUUUGUUUUGAUCACAACUUGUACAUUUGGCUCAGUCCUCAAGGGGUUAAAAUUGAGUUACCUUAUAUUUGUUGACUGUAAACACAAUCUCAUGAACUUAUCAGAAAUACAACUGGAAAAUGAGAAAAUAAAUUAUAAUAUCCUCAGAGGUUUAUAAAAUUAACUAUUCUGUUGUUUGAUCUGUGUGAUAUUUAGUGCAAAAUAAGAUAAUUUCUUUUAAUUUAUUAUAGGAUGGAAAUACUGCUUUCACGCAUGAACUUUGGAGUUAGCCCAUUUGAAGGAAUAACCGGUUUGUGUACGAGAAUAAAAAUGAUAAAAUGGUAAGUUGCCAGUAUCCUACGGCACUUGACGCACUAACUUGUUUCCUCCUUCGUCUCUUCCUGUCAAUCAUUGCUUUAAGCUCUGCCCUUCUCACCUGUCAGUCAGCAUUGAAAGAGAAGGAAAAAAUUAACAAUAUUUCUGUUUCUCCUCCUCAAAUUCUUUGUGCCCUGAAUUGUGAGGUCAAUUUCUAAAUAAUUAAAGAAACCCUACAACCCUCUCAACGCUUUUCAUGGGAACAUACUAGGGUCUCGAAAAAAUAAAAAAAGUGUUGAUUUUCUCCCUUGUUGGACUUUCAUACAGCUAAUGUUAUGACUUCCUACACUUUUAAAAGGAGUGACACUGAGCUAUUGGAACAUCCAGUAGAUACAUUUUGAUUGAGAUUAUUAUUACCUCUACCCACUGGUUGAACCUGCUAUUGUUCUCCACUGCUCUCAAAUAGAGCCAAUAUUGCUGGCUCUCAAAGAGUGAGUUUAACCUGUGUGUGUGUGUGUGUGUGUGUGUAUAUAUUUAUAUUUUAAGCUAUGAGACGUUUUCUCCUUUGGUGAUCCUAGAUCUCAAGUUGUGCACAGAAUUACCCAUCAAAAGGGGUAAUAUUCAUUUUCAAUUUUUUGAUGUGUGUGCUUUCACUUUUUUUCUAUAUUACCCUUAUCCAUUACUUCUGUAAAAACUGUCUCAAUACCCCUUUCCUUUUGUUUAGAUGGUGGGUAUUGCGUAAACUGGUGUAGAGUCAAGUUAAGUGUGGCCAAUAGGGUGUGCAAUUUAACAAACCAGGGUCACUGCUUCUAAUGGCCCAUACCGUGGACAGCAGGGGCUGCAAUUCUGUGGGAAUUUCAAUAGUGCUGACACCUUGAAACAACUGUGCACCAAGUAUAGACAGUGGGGGAGAAAAUGGUAUGCAUUCGGGGGAUUUUGAUUAUCCAACGCGCUUUUUUCCCCCCACAAAUAAACAGUAUCCUUUACAUGUAUACGUACUCUGUUUAGUAGUUGGGAAUGUGCCAUUUGUGUCUGUGCUGACUAACUGCAGCUAUACGUCAAAGCAUGAUAUAGAGCUCACAGUGUUUGCUGAUAUGUAAGGUUUAAAAUGGGUUGCUGCCAUCAAGGUGGCUAGCAUCCAGGCUAGCUUUACUAUUGGUGUAGUGAAUAGGAUGUCUAGCACUUGUUGGUUGUGGGGAGGCAGCUGGAACAACCCAGAUCAGAGCCUCCUCUUCUGGUUGUGAGUGGAUAUUGUACAGUAUGGUAGAGGGAAGCAAUGCCUUAUGGGUGUACUCGGUUUAGAUCCAAACAAAUCGAUAUGAAAGACAAGAGAACAAAAAUAAAAAAUGGAAUAUGGUGCAGUAUGCCACUAUCAUUGGUGAGGUAGAUUAGAGAGAUACACUUACAGUUUUUGGAGCUUUAAUCCUGUUCCAAGUGUUUACACCUGUGUGGUACAAUCCCCGCAUGUGGAUGUACUUGUAGCAUUGAUCUUAUGUUGUCUUUUAUAUUGAUUUGUUUGGAUCUAAACUGAGGACAUCCAUAAGGCGCUGCUUCCCUAUAGCUAUGCUAUUGCCUGAAGCCAAAACACUGGCGGCAGUAACGGAGAUUCCUCUACCAUCAUUCCCAUUUUGGCCAAUACAUUUAUCCAAGGAAAUUCACCGAACAAUUGGGAAUUACCAAUAAUGAGUGAUGUAGCCACAGCUUAGAGUCUUCCUGACUCUUAAUAGGCAUGGGCGUUAUCCUAGGACAAGAGACGUCAUAUGUUUAACGGUAACAGGUCCCUGAUGCAAAUGUUCAGGGAGAGCAAAUUGCUCCACUGUCAGUAAAACAAUCAUAGAUUUGACCAUUUACAAUUAGGUUUGUCAUUGGAAGUUGGUUCCAGUUAUCAGAGAGCUGUGGGGCCAAGCACGUUAGAGUCCCCGACUGUUGGAUUUUCUGUGCCUUGCCAGCCUGAUCCCAUUACAUAGGGAAUUGGACUGGCUUAAGGAUUGCGUGGUGGUUUGCUUCUGGAAUGGGGAAGAGGUGUCUAAAAAAUUAUUAGGGUGAGGAAUAUGAUUGGAAAUCAAAUCAAUGCUCGCAUCACCGGUAAAAAAGUUCAAGAUGGGUUAUAGGUAUCCCCUUUAACUUGGCUACAGAACUUUAAAAGGUGAUCUUAAUCAAGUUGUGGUUAUUCAAUUGCUACACUGGCAAAUGUCAGCAACUUUAUUUAAGUCAUGCCAACUGCUCCUGAUGCUGACUGUCUAACAUUUUCUUUUGCAGGCUGUAUGACAACAGGAUAUCAGAAAGUGGCCUAAUAAACUGGGAAGAGUUUGCAGAGUUUCUUGGGUAAAUAUUUUUGUUUUUGUGUGGCUGUUUAAGCAUAAUGUUGCUUAAUUCACUGGUUCCCGACUCAAUACUUUAGGCACACAAGCAGUCCAGAUUUUGUCUGUAUCCCCGGCGGGGCCAAAUUAAGAAAUAGCCAAUUCCUUGGUGUUUUGAGAUUUUAGAGGCAAAAAUCCAGAAAUCAUUUAAAGAAGAAUUAAAAGUACCACAAUCAGACAACAUUGCUGCCCUGCCUCAUUGACAGGUAGUCCAGCAGUCGCCCUGUAAAAACAGAUCAGUGUUUCUGGGCAACGGGGGUGAUGGACAUGGAAUCACUGUUUUUCUUUGCCAUGGCAGACUGUGUCCUUUUAUUGCUGGAUGUCGCAUAUGUAGCCAACAGUUGGGAAUUGCUGCGACCGUGGUAAGUACCAGGAACUUUGAGUACCACCAACAGUUGACAAGGGCAUUCGGCAACUGAUCGCUGUAGCAUACCGCAGAAAUCGCAAAACUUGGGACAUCUGGGAAGGGUCUUUUGCCAGACACUCUCAGUUGUGAAGAAUCUGGCAAUAGUCGGGUUUUGCCACAAACCGUAAGACCCAACAUUUUAAUGGCUGCUGUAACUGGUAUGUCUACUGUCACUAAGUGCAUUAGUAAUGGUAAUGUACAAGUUAUGGCAGCAAUCCUAAAGGUAUUAAACGGAAGUGAGCGUCAAUUAUAGAGUGGUACAAAACACCGUUAUUUCUCUUCCUGCAAGAUGUGGUCACCCAUGAUGCAUGUGGCUUUCACUUACUCAAUGGCUGCCCAGUUUGAAUUUGUGGCAUGCUUCCUAACUGUUAGAAAAAAUAGGAAGGAAAUUUAGAGGUAUGCCCAGCUGUAACCUUAUUUCCUUACCAAAUGCUAGCCACUUUAUCUAUUGCAAUAGAUUGUUAAAUGGAAACAGAAGAAAUUACCCCUCUUUUUUUUUUUGUAUGUGUAAUAUAAAUAAUAAAAAAAAAAAUCAAUUGAAAUAAUCAAAGCUCCUGUAACAGCACUGUCCAAGCUAACUGCAGGUCCAGGAAGGCCCUAACCAGGAAGAGGCUCCACGUAUCAGGAGCCUCUCAUUAUGUUAAAUGGUGUCUGGUCCAGCAGGGAUUCAUAGAAUUCGUAUGGUAUCCAGCCAACCUUACAUAUCUCAUAAAAUUAGAGGAAUGGUUUUAUAAACGAAUUGCUGCGGCUCUAAGCCAUUCAAAGCUGUAAUCCGGUAAAGGAUACUUUCUGCACCAUACGAUUUACAAUAACAUACCUUUCUAAUCUGGCGUUAUGAGAAGUUGUACGCCAGUCGGAUGGGAUAAAGGGGGCAGGCCAAAGGGUGUCUGCUUCAUACUGGUGUUUCCUGUACCCAGCCAGACUGAAAGGAAGUACUCACUGAGAGAGCACUUUCUGUCAGUCCAGCCGGGUACAGGAGACUGAAUGAAGGUCCACUCUAUUCCAGCAGGAUCGUAGGAUAAUUUCCUUAAUCUGGAAGUAGUGCGCUCUAAGGAGCACAUCGCGUGGCGCCGAGUCCGGUAAGUAUUGUGGUUUUGAGACUCUAUGGACUCUAUCCACUAGUAGCAUUUCCGCUGGAACUCCCGAGACAUACGCGUGCAUUAGGCCUCGAACGUAGACCUGUAGGUCACAUGGAAGCAUGGUCUUCGGGACUACCCGCUAGCGGAGGUUAUUUCUUUGCGCUCUAUCCUCCAAAUCCGCCAUCCACAUUUCCAGAAGCUCUGUUUUGUGCUCAAGAGCCUGCACAUGGUCCGCCAUGUCAUUGUGUGCGGAGGCAAAUUCUUUGCACUUUCUUUCCACGUGGGAUGUCCUUGUGCUAAGAUUCCGGAUCUCUUUAUGCAAUUGGUAGGCUGUAUUUUCCCAUGAUUGUAUGAAUCUCGCUGACAUCACUUCCAGGGCUUGUUCGAAGUAGGUUUUUGUUAGUCCGUCUGAACUUUUGGAGACCAUCCAUAAUUGACAUGUGGGAGCUGGCGUCGAAGUCGUCCGUACCAUCUUGCAUAGUCUCCUGCGCGGCCUCAGAUGCGGUGGGUGGUUUCUGGCCGAACAAAUUGAGCUUUUCAGCUCUGGCAGCACAUUUUGGGGUCAAAUGCUGGGGUUCUGCAAGUGAUAUCUGUGAUAAGUGGAGCCCAUGUGCUGGAGCAAUUAUUUAAGCGGCCAUCUUGCUAGGCGGUCAAUAUUAAUUUUUGUUUGGAGUCUCCUCUGCCUGCAUUACAAUAUGACUGAUUGGAACUAACCUUUUAUUUCUCCUGUUCUUUUCAGAAAUAUCCCACCAAUGAUGCUUCAAAUAAAGGUUUAUGCUCUAAAGGCUGAAUAUAUUAAUCGUUGGCAAGACAUGACUUUCCAAGGUAAAUAUAACCACGUUUUGUCAAACGUUUGUUUACCGUGCGUGUGUUUUCAACCUUGACACUUGCAGGUAUUAAUUAGAGUGCAUCUUCUUGGAAUCUUAGCCAGAUAAGGAACAUUUCUUCUUCGAUGGGAGAAAUAACCACAGAACGUUUCAUGGUCACAUUCCAGUUUAAUUCUUCUGGCUGCAAUAUUAAAUGACUUAUCACUUGGCAGUGUUUGCAGGAAAGUAAUGAAUUUACUACAAUGGAUUUAACAUAACAAAUUUGCUUUAUCUAUGAAGGACUGGAUACAGUGCAAUUGUAUGAUGACUGGUUAAGCAUUAGAAAAUCCCAAUCAGACCAUGUAUAAGUGUUUGGGAAAACGUAAAAAAAAAAAAUAAUCCCCCUAAAAAGCAGUGCCUGCUUCUGAUCUUCGUCAUGAAGUCAUUGGCUGAGAGCGCUAUCUAAGUGUUUUCGUCCAAUGAGUGCAGUGAUAGAUUAAUAUUGCCUUAUUCAGUAGAGACCUUCUUUGUCCGGAGAAGACUGGACGUGGCACCGACACCGGCGGAACCCAGGAAAGUUGACAAACUUUCUGUAGGACAGUGCCGAAUACUCAUGGCACCAUAAUUACUGCAGUGGUGUAGUGGUUAUGGUGCUUGUAGUGUUUCUUAAAUUCUCCCUGAUACUCAUGUUUGGGCUGGGAUAUCUACUAAAAUGUAUCUCUAACUUUAUAUAUCUAUGGUUUCUGAUACUGGCCAUCUAAUGCCCUUUUCAUACUUUUAUACUACCUCUUUUGACUUUGAAUACAUUGUUUUUUUGUUUUUGUUUUCCUUUUGUGCAUUUUUAGAAAUUGUGAAUCACUUACAUUCUGUAAUCAUACCAGCAAUGGAAGCAAAAUUAGAAAUAGCAAAAGCCAAAAAGAAAGACAUUGAAUAUGUAAGUAAAAAUUUACACCCUUUCUGCUACUUGUAGACAUAUUUUACUCUGCCUUCUUCAAGGGAUGUGUUGCCUAUGUUAAUAGCUGUGACUUAUAUUUAAAGGGUUUCUCCAACGUCAAUAACAGAGCAAGCAGUCUAUGUGUGCAGUGUUUCAGCUUAAAACGAUGUACGCAGAGAAAUCUGCAGUUUUGUGCUAGUAGCUUGUUGCAACCCUGGCAUGUGUGACUUAUGCCCCGUUUCCCCUGGACGGGUUGGUUCGGUCUGGUCCGCUAUUUUGAGUGUUUCCAUUAUGAAAUAUAUAACCAAACCCAUACAACCGAACUGCACCAUUCCUGGGCCCCCUUCAGAUGAAGGUCCAUAGGAAAUGGUACGGUAUGGUUAGGCCGAAGCUACUAGCGUCACACUACAGCAUUGAUUGGCGGACAGGAAAACGUCAAUGCUCACGACAAAUUACACGCUAGGUAUUUGGUCUAAACCCCUCAUGCCCCCUGGCGGUCGGACUUGCAGUGGAAACGCAAGACCAUUCCAACCCUUCCAAACUAUACCGAACCAAACCGUUCUGCUCAGUGGAAACGAGGCAUAUGUAGCUUGGAACAGCCUACUGUGAGUUCUGUUCAUUAAUAACAUCUGUUGUUGGCGCACUGACCACAGACGCAGUGAGAUUCUUCACAUUGCAGGCAGCCCCGAGAGUGCAAAGAAAAGAGUUACUUGUGCACCAUCCCAAAUCCCUAUGUAUGUUCUUAGUUUACAAUGGCCAUUAGAUUGUAAGCUCCCCUGCCACGUCAAAGCAAACCUCUUAGGGGGGGUUCUACACUUACAAUUUACAUUGCUUCCUUCAGCUUCAGAGAGGAGUAUUUUUCUAAACCAGUACAUACUUAUUAACCCCCAAUAGGGAACACAUAGGAUGGGUGGCAGCAGUGUAACAUGGCUGAGUGAUACAAAAGCCAGUACACAAAAAGUGCUCAUCUGAGAGCGUGUCUACAAUGUGAGAUAGAGAUGGAUGGAUAAAAGGAUAUAUAAAGAUAGAUGGAUAGAUUGAGAGAGAUGAUAGAUCUCAGGGCCGGUCUUAGGCAAUUAGGCACCCUGUUCGAAAAGUCUUCACGACGCCCUCUCCCCCCCACCAAGUUGCCUGUAGACAGUCACACGCAGGCAAACAGGCAGGCAGUCACACACACGCAGGCAAACAGGCAGGCAGUCACACACACGCAGGCAAACAGGCAGUCACACAUGCAGGCAAACAGUCACACACACACACUUCCAGUGGAGGCAGUUGGUCGUUGGGGAAGUAGAGACUCCUUCCUUCUUACCUCUUCCUGUGCAGCUUCGGGCAGGUAUUAGCCCCGCCUCCGCGAUAAGCCCUGCCCCGCCGCUCGUUCAGCCCCCCUGCUCGAUAUUUUAUUUUUUAAUAGACCUGUUUUAGCUCCCCUGACACCAGCCAUGUGUGUGCUGUGUCGGCCACAUGGUGCCCCCUAGUCCAUGGCGCCCUGUGUGGCCGCACUGCUCGCACACCCCUAAGGCCGGCCCUGAUAGAGAUCUUACUUCACCAUUUCGUGCCAGGAAUCGUGUUUGUUCACAUAUUUUGAUCUUUAGGAAGAUCAUAUGCUGACGGACCUGUGGCCACCAUAAGAUUUGGAACAUAAGCCUACUUAUCCAUUAUGGCGAUUCUGAUAAUUUAUAAACAAAAUAAAGUGUCCGCGCUAUACUUGAAAACCUUAUUUAGGUGAUCACUCUCAAUCUGAAGUAAAACACUUAUAAAUGCGGAUUCAUGGGAAUACUUCCAAUUGCAAUAAAAUAAAAUAAAACAGACCACCGUAAGUGUAGUACUCAAAUAAUCAUAGGGUCCAAUAAAUCUUGGGUGAUGAUCUUUUACAGGGUUAAGAUUAGUCUUGCAGCUAUGUCACAGCAUCUGUAGCUACAUUCUUGCACUGUGGGCUUUUAACAUCAGCAAGUUGUGGUUCUCGUUUCCAAGAUACCAUGAUAUAAACUUUAAAAUACACAGAGGCUUGGCAGCUGUUACCGUCAGUACACACUCCCACCCGAUCUCAGCGCUGAUUAAAUGAAUAUUCAAACGGAGAGGAGGCUGUGGCUGGCAAAAAAGAUGUGCAUCCACCUCUGGCAGCAAGAAGCUGUUCACACUUUGACGCGUUUCGCCCACAAUACUCAAGAUCUUAUAAGUGUUUUACUUCAGAUUGAGAGUGAUCACCUAAAUUACGUUUUCAAGUAUAACACUGACACUUUAUAUUGUUUAUAUAUUAUGUGUAAAGUUUUUAAGGAUCUUUAAAUGUGUAUAGCUGCUGAAUUUACUCACGUUCUUAUUUAUAUUUAGUUUUAUUUACUUUUAAGAUCUGCGCUCUCCUAUUUUGUCUAGAUUCUGAUCGUUUAUGUAGCUUGUAUUUCAAAGGUGCAUUAUAUGCAACAAAGCCAAUGUAAAAUAUUGUGAUUUUGAGAAACUGCAAAGCUAACAUUUUUGUCAAGAACACACCUCUAGAGGCUGUCAGACUGAUGGAUGGUCACUAGAGGCAUUUCCUUAUUGAAGACUUUCCAUUUCUUAAUGUUUUGAGGCUCAGCUGCAUCAAACACAGAUAACUGUGAAUGCAAUGGAGAAGUAUGGAAAUAUCUGCUUGGCUGUGUGUAAUUGCUGUACAUACCCAAUUGCCAUGCACAUUUUUAGUGUUGGUGUUUCUUUAACUGCAAAUGUUCUUGAUGGAAGCUUUGCUGUUCCUGUACACCAUGGUAGAAAAACCAUAUACAGAUGUUUUGCUUCCCUAAAGUGGAACUGUCACUUUCCAAGAUUUUAAUCCUGUUUACUUAUACCUAUAUUUAACAAAUAUGUAUUUGUACAGUGUAGAAAAAAAAAAUGAAUGUAGAAAUCUAAUCUACACCUCUUUAUGCUGCAGCCGGGUGCCUCCAUCUUGGCUCUCUCAUCUGGGAGUCGGCAUAGAGAGAAAAUAAAUAAAACAAUGGCUCUAUUUAUUCUGCCUAUUUACAAUGUGUACCCUGACUGUCCCAGGACUGAACUAGAUUUAAAAUCUAAUUGGCUUAAUCUUUAAUAGAACGUUUAAUGCAAAUGAAGCGUCAUAUGAAAAAGGUUAACAAACGUUAACAUAGGUGAUUUUCCGCUUUAAGAGACGCUUUAGUCACCAAGACCUUUUUAUCUUAACGAAGUGAUCUUGGAGCUUUGACUCGGGUGUAAAUCAUUGCCCUUUCGGAGUUAUGGCAAUGUUUACAUUGCAUCAUGGUGACAGACACUUUCUAUGUUGAGAAAGGAGAAGAUGAUGAUUCUUCAGGUUCUACAUCCUCACGCAUUGUUUGAGGAUGUCGGAUGUUCACGUUGUACAAUGCACGCAGCUCUGAUAUAAGCGUGCCUUCCUUGUUGUGCAAUAACCCAUGGGAGUGGUGUCCAUUCCAAAGUCACUUUUGAGAAGCAUGGAAAUUGGUGCACAUGCGCCUUUUGUCCACAUUACACCAUGUAUCUUGAUGACUGCAAAGGAGGCCGAUCAGACUGCUGCGAGGACUGCUUCUCGACUCUAGAAUAAAAUAAAGUGUUAUUUUCGUUGGAUUUUUAAAUGGAUGGGGGGACUGAAUUCCAAAUGAUCCACAUAUUUUAAAUGAGGGAAAAAAUAUAUGUAUAUUUUCACUGUAUUGUUUUUUUAAAGCCUAAUGAAACUGAUACACCUUUAUGGUGGGUAUUGUGAUUUACAUCGCAUAUCUCUUUAUGAUACAAAGUGCAUCUCCAUGAUGCAAGAAGUAACAGCACAAAAUGUAUUUCAUCUGCUUAAAGAGAUACUCUAGGCAAAACAACCUUAGCUUAAUAAAGCGUUUUUUGUUGUUGUGUAAAUCAGGUCCAUGAAGUCUCAAUGCUCAAUUCUCUGCCAUUUAGGAGAUAAACUUUUGUUUCUGUUUAUGCAGCCCUAGCCACACUUUCCCUGGCUGCGACAUGGCCUGCAUGAAAGAGAAACGGUUUCAUUUUCAAUCCGAUGGGAACAGUACAGUGUGUUUACUUUAGAAGUGUUUAUCACCUUCUUUGUAAAUGUAACUUUAAUCACACAUGAGAGGCUCUAGCAGGCAAUUAACAAAGAAAAUGAUACAAAAUUCUACAUUAAAUACUUAAUAAAGAAAGUUUAAAAAUCAGAUCUUUCGGGGGCGGGGCCUGACAGCCAAGAUGGCCGAUUGCACACACACAGAGCUCCUGUAACAGAGGGCACAAUUAUGCCAAUAUCGACCGAACUAACAAGGCCAGCGGCACACGGUGACCGGAGACUGACACUAGAGAAUACAAGGGACAGAAUGAUACCUGUCUGGCACCAAACCACAGCGGAAAAGCCGACACCGACCAUGCGGCCUAAUUAAGAGCAGAGCCUGGGGGAGGCGGCCGAUCUCCCGGCACGGGACACGCACACAUGAGAGCACUCACCACAGCCCUGUUGCCCCCCCCCUCUGGACCGGCGGGGGAUAUCCCGGUCCUCGCUGGGGACGAUUACCCCCGCAACACAGCUUGAAACCCAACAGACUCGGAGCGCCCCUGGGACCUCCGCUAUGGGAAUACCGAAGGAACCCAGAGAGAUCACCGAAAAGCCUACUGACAGCCAAGCAGACCGCUCUGACUAUGCGGCACGGCUGGACGCUGUCUUUAUAGCAUUCUGGCACAAACUGGAAAAGCAAAUGCAACAAAUGCUGCAGCAAGACAUGGUGCCCGGCCUUCAUGGCACCCACGUGGCAGCUGCAAAAUGGCCGCAGCGAAACAACGGUGCACACGGGACCAGCAGCACCGCCUAACCUUGCAUCGCAGACCGCCAGCUCUGCCGGCUCUGAGGGGGGCGGCACGCCGGAGGGUCAGACGCCGCGCAUCACUCGGACACAAGGCGGCUAAGGAGCCACCCUACCAGCAACCUCGGACUGGAGUGCUGCGUCGAUCAGAGGUAUGGCGCAGCACCCAAGGCUUAACGGGAAAUACAGCCCCACCCGCCUGCACCUCGGUACCGCGGCCUGCGGUACACCUCCUUACGCAGACUUCCCCCGGCUGUCGGGCCCACCUCCCUGGAACGGAGCUCCGACCCCGCUGCCACUAUCACAUCCUGCUUCCCGCGAGGCGGCUGGAUACACCGUAUUGCCGAACGGAACCUUGCCGCCAGACAACGGGCCUCGAGAUCAGGCGUGGGUUGAGGGUCGGGAGUGGACUGGCUGCAUCUGCUUUACACUUCAUCGGGACGCCUGUUGCUUCUACCUGCAUGGCUGACAUGCCUAAAACUGAACUGCUGAGGACUCUUUCUCUUGCAGAUAAGCAAAGUUAUUAGUGAUUUCCUUUAGUACCUUACUGACUCAAAUGCCCAGUAUCCUGGCAGCCAUGAGAGUACGCUGCUUUUAUCCUGGCAACCCAGAUCUGCUAGAUAUGAUCACCCGCAUGACCUGUAUUAGAUAAGCCUGAUCUAAAAUAGAUAUCAGCAUGGCAUGAUAGACUCUAAGUAUGGUACUUAAUGUAAAUGCAGUAUCAGUUUAAGCUAUGAUAUUUGUUAUGUCUACACCCGGGUUACCUUACCAUAACGUGUCCCAUCAAGCGUUAACUCUAAGGCACCUAUCGUAUACUCCUGCACAACCCAAGCCAAUACGUUAGUCUAACUCAGUCUGGACCACCCUUCAUUAUUCAAACAUCCCAAUAAGCUACUGUUCUUCCACAUUAAUACAAUGAGCACCGUUCCUCAUACCACAUACUUAUUACAAUCCCACUUGACAUUUCGCUUAUGUCUAACCACUCUCACCAUUAUUACACUAAACUCGUUAGUGAAUCUAAUUAAGCAGUUAAAAACCUGUACUGGAUGUUGACAUGCAUAGCCUGGCUUGGGCUGCAUAAACAAAAUGAUUUAACUCCUAAAUGGCAGUGAACUGAGCAGUAAGAUUGCAGUGGCAUGAUCUAUACACCAAAACUGCUCAAUUAAGUUAAAGUUGUUUUGGUGCUUAGUGUCCCUCUAAUGCACAAAGGGAAAAAAACACAAUUGUUAAAAUCUAAUUAUCCUUUAUUUAUGGAGGGGGAAUAUGCUUAGUUUCAUCCUUGAAAUGUAUAAGUCAAAUUUUUUUAUAAUCUUUGUUUUUUCAAUAUUUUUCAGGUUUUCGAAAAAAAAAAAGACUAUUUACCCAGUGAAAUAUUCUAUGAAUAUACAGAGAAGAGAUAUGAGAAAGCUGAUUAAAAAUCUGCUGAGUUUUGUUUGAAAUUUAUUUCUUUUUGUUUUAUUGUUUUUAAACAAAAAUCUAUAUUGUGUGCUGGUGCUAAUAUUUAGCAUAAGGCAGAGGGGAUUUUUUUUAAAUUGAAUUAUUCUAAAUUGAUCUGGUUCUCAGGAAAGCAGACAAUAUAUAUAUAUAUGCAAUAAAAUCGGAUACACAUCUGGAAAAUAAUUAAAGCCUGUUUUGACAGAAAUAUUCAUCACUGUCUACAAAAGCUAAAAGUUAAUAUGAUGUAAGCUGUUGAAGGUAAAAUGUAUUUUUAAAAAAUCUAAAUUUUGUUUGUAAUUGAAUCUGUGUCUUUAUUUAAGAUGUACCACUGCUGUAAAUCAAUCUUCUUAAUUGACUUGCAGAAAUAUUACACUGUCU